Messenger RNA from Atta colombica, 54088 nucleotides. RefSeq names its product titin (gene sls). The transcript has 75 exons. The coding region runs from base 331 to 53796 and encodes 17821 amino acids. Lineage: Eukaryota; Metazoa; Arthropoda; Insecta; Hymenoptera; Formicidae. Gene Ontology annotation, molecular function: protein binding. The record is from RefSeq and is a predicted model, not a curated record.
CCGUCCAAUUCGCAUUCGACCGACGUCUUGGUUUAAAGAAUCACGGGGACAAGACUUUUGACGAUGACUUGAUUCUGCCGACUGAUUGAACUGAGCCGCGGUUACGAGCAAAACUGCGCGUUUUGCAGAGUAAAGCGAGAUAAGUGCGAGUGAUUUGCUUCAAAUUCGUCGUUGUGCAUCAAGAGUUUGUUUGUUAAAUCUCAGGUGACCAAACAUUGAGAGAGAAGAAAGGAGAUCUUUUCAGAUAUUCCUCAGAUUAAUUAACAGUUUACUACUAAAUCAUAUAGUUGGCCACAAUUUUGCCAGCCGACUCACGAUUAUUGAUCCAAGAUGAAGCGACAACAAUUUCAAGAAUCGCAGACACAACAACAGCAGCAACAAGCUAUCGUGCAAGAACAACAACAACAACAACAGUAUAUUCAGCAACGAACAGAAAGACAAGUCACACGACAACAGAUCACCAGUCAGCAGAGAGUUCAAGGAGAGGUCGUUAUGCAAACAACGCCAACGGUACCAGUAUUUACGGGUAAACCCGGGGAUCCUUCACCACCGAUUUUCGAGCGAAUCUUCAAAAAUGCGAGAUUCGCGCAAGGUGGUAACGCGAUUUUUGAAGGUUGUGUUCGAGGUAAUCCGAGACCAUCAGUUUCUUGGACACACAAAGGGAUACCAUUGUUAGAAUCACGAAAGAUCCGAAUGUCUUAUAAUGAAAAUUCUGGAAUUGUCACACUUCAAAUUAAUCAGAUCGGUCCGGGGGAUGAGGGCGAGUACACAUGCAGUGCAAAGAAUCAAUAUGGCGAAGCUAUUUGCUCAGUUUACAUACAGCCAGAGGGAUUUGGUCCUCCAGCGCAACAGUUAACAGAUAGUUACAAGAAAGAAUUUUCGCAAAGUUUUCAGACUAGCGAUCAGAAAAUGCAAAGUGGAAGUCAAAUCUUUCAACAACGCAGUUAUCAACAAACAACCGAUAAACGAAGUUACGUUAAUGGCACAACUACAAGCAUUGAAGAUUUUAAGGUUGAUACUUUUGAAUACAGAUUGUUGCGCGAAUUGGAGUUCCGUGAAUCAAUUACUCGCCGUUUUGCGAAUGAAUCUGACUUGCAAAUUUCUACGAUAGUUGAUCGUAAUCUGGGUCCGAUCGCACCUCCACAAAUUACUCAGAAACCGAGAAACUCGAAGAUCGUUGAAGGAUCGGAUGCUGUCUUUACCGCAAAGAUAACUGGCAAUCCGAAACCAAGAUUAACAUGGUUCAAAAAUGGUCAGAGAAUUCGAGAUUCUCAACGACUAGAAACGAGCUACUCGAAUCAGCAGGCUACUUUACGAAUUCGAGUCGCUUUGCCAGAAGACAGUGGUCAUUAUACAUUAUUGUCUGAGAAUCCUCAAGGUUGUACCGUUAGCUCCGCUUAUCUAGCAAUUGAAUCCAGUGAUCAAGUAGAUCAAGUUCUGUAUCAAGCGCAUCAAAAGGAAUUUAUCAAGACUCAACAAAUAGAUUCAAUCAAUGAAUCUGUUGAUUCUAGUAAGGUUCUGCCACCGAAUUUCGUUCGUACCAUCACAGAUAAGGAAGCUACCGAAGGCAAAAUGACGCGAUUCGACUGUCGCGUAACUGGCCGUCCAUAUCCUGAAGUCACUUGGUAUAUAAAUGGCCAACAAGUCGCCAAUGACAUGACUCAUAAAAUCCUUGUAAAUGAAUCUGGUAACAAUUCAUUAAUGAUCACGAAUGUGAAUCGCGCUGACGCUGGCGUAGUAACGUGCAUUGCGCGGAAUAAAGCCGGCGAAACUUCUUGUCAAUGCAAUUUAAGCGUUAUCGAAAAAGAACAGGUAGUUGCACCGAAAUUUGUCGAACGUUUUGUUACAACGGGAGUAAAGGAAGGAGAGCCUGUGAUCUUUAUGGCACGUGCAGUCGGCACGCCUCUUCCACGAAUCACAUGGCAAAAAGAUGGCGUACCGAUAAUGCCUAGUCCCGAAAUACGUAUAUCGAGUGAUGGUAACGGAGCUUCGACUUUAGACAUCCCAUGCGCCAAAUUUUCAGAUGCAGCCUGGUACCAGUGUACAGCGCAAAAUAUAGCCGGCUCCACCGCAACUCGAGCACGGCUCUUUGUAGAGACGCCAAAAGGAACGACCCCGGAACCAAGACGCCUGAAUUUACCCCGACCAACGAAAGUCAUCGAACCAGAACCAGCGCCUGGCCCCGAAGUGAUUUACCUGAGACAUGUGGAACGCGCGAAACCUUUUUUGCCGCCUUCUGAAGAAGACAAAAUUUAUCCCCCGCCACGUUUCAUUAUACCAUUAAAAGAUGUUCAUCAAAUCGAAGGUGGACGAAUUCACUUCGAGGCCAGAAUCGAACCGGUGGGCGACCCCACUAUGAGGGUGGAGUGGUAUGUCAACGGCAAAACACUCGACGCAAGUUCCCGGGCGACUUCCGUCUUUCGCUUCGGUUUUAUUUCACUCGAUCUCAUUAGCAUCGUUCUUCAAGAUAGCGGCGAGUAUUUGUGCCGCGUUGUAAGCUCGACCGGAAUUGCCGAUUCUCGAGCCACCCUCAGUGUAACCCCACGUGCCACGAUUGAACAAGCAAGCCAACACCCCGAUAGCCUUCAAUAUAUUCAGCAGCUCGAGGAUUAUAGCAAGUAUCAAAGACAGGAGAGCGUGGAGGAGACCUCUUCACAGCGACCAGUUUUCAUCCGCCCGCUCCAGGAUCUUGGUGAGCUACAGGAAGGUCGUAACGCCCAUUUCGAGGCGCAAUUGACACCUGUUAGCGAUCCUACCAUGAAAGUGGAGUGGUACAAGGAUGGAAAACCAAUCACAGCGAGCUCAAGAAUUACUAGCAUCUUCAACUUCGGAUACGUCUCACUCAAUAUAAUGCACCUACGGGCUGAAGAUGCAGGUUCUUAUACUGUCAGAGCUGUGAACCGCUUAGGAGAGGCCAUCAGUUCCGCGACUCUUCGUGUCUUUGCGCGAACAAGCGUAACAACAGACUUGGGUAUUCCCGAACAACUGAGAUACAUAGAGGCUGCCGAGGAAUUGGAAGCAUAUCAACAGGCGAUGCACCAAAAGUAUGUGCAGGAGCAGCCUGAACCGAGUAGCCCACCGGAAUUUAAAUCGCCUAUUAAGGAUCAAAGCAGCAUACGAGAAGGCGGAUUCGCUCAUUUUGAAGCCCGUCUCGAACCAAUCAAUGAUGCCGAUCUCCGUGUUGAGUGGCUGAAAGAUGGACGACCUGUAGAAGCUAGUUCUCGGAUUACAACUUUUUUCAAUUUCGGUUAUGUGGCAUUGACCAUUAAAUACGUAACGAUACACGAUGUUGGCGUGUAUACUUGUCGAGCCUACAACAGAGCCGGUGAGGCUCACACUAUCGCUCAAUUAAGUGUGAUCAGCAAAAAUGAUGUUAUUUAUGACAGCCAACAUCCUACUGGUCUCCAAAAAAUUCAGUCUCUCGAAGAUUCGAGUAGAUAUUCGCGACAGAUUCAAGAAGAAACGCAGAUUACGCAAGCACCACGAUUUUUGGGUAAUCUUAAAGGUACCAAUAAGAUCGUAGAAGGUCAACGGGCGCAUUUUGAGGCACGUGUUGAACCUCAAAGUGAUCUAAGUAUGAAGAUCGAAUGGUACCACAACGGCAAACCUAUUACUGCCGCUAAUAGAAUUCAAACAUAUCACGAUUUCGGAUAUGUUUCCAUUGAUAUUCUUCAAGUUCGUCCUGAAGAUGCUGGUACAUACACCGUUGUAGCUAAAAAUUCUCGUGGAGAAGCUCGUUUAUCUGCCACCAUGACCAUAGAAACGCGUUCCAGCAUAGAUACCAGCAGUAUGCAUCGUGGAACUUAUGAAAAAACUCAACGUUUAGAAGAAUCCAAAUUUAUUGAGCCGCAGUAUCAUAUCGAAGAGAUCUCUAAAUCAAAACCAAUUUUUAUUCAGCCGUUGAGUGAUCCUAAGCCAGUUAGCGAGGGCAAAAAUAUUCACUUGGAGUGUCGUUUGGAACCGAUGGGUGAUCCUACAAUGAGAGUUGAAUGGUUUCAAAACGGACGUCCGGUCACAGUCGGUUCUAGAUUCAGAACUUAUUACGAUUUCGGAUUUGUCGCACUCGAUAUAGUACACACUACCGUUUACGAUUCUGGCGAAUAUACAGUCAGAGCUACUAAUCAUCUGGGUACCGCGCAUACUUCUGCUUGCGUCAGAAUUAUCGGAAGAUCUGACAUCGUCACUGAAACACAAAAUGAACAAUCACUUGAGCAGAUACAGAUGUUGGAAGAUGCAUCAAGAUAUCGCAAAACUCAACACGAAGAUGUCACGGUGAUGCAAGCACCUCAGUUCACUCGACCUUUGCACAAUAUUGAAACGGUAGAAUUGACCAAUGUCCAUCUCGAAUGUCGCCUUCAACCAAUUGGUGAUGUUACUAUGAAAGUCGAUUGGUUCGUUAAUGGUCGACCGGUCAAAACUGGUCACCGAUUCAGACCAUCUUACGAAUUUGAUUAUGUGGCUCUAGAUAUUCUCGGCGUUUAUCCUGAAGAUUCUGGUGUAUAUACCUGUCAAGCUAGAAAUCAGCUCGGUGAAGCAAUUACUUCAUGUUCUGUAAGAGUGCACGCCAAGAAAGAUUUACUUCUAGAGUCUCAACAUCCCGAAGGAUUGGAAAGAAUACAGUACUUGGAGGAUGCGUCAAAAUACAAAAGGCAUGAAUUAGUGGAUGAAGUCGUCACUGUAAAGCCGAAAUUUAUUACAAAACCAAAAAACCAAGAAAAUCUUCGAGAAGGACAACAUGCACAUUUCGAGUGCAAAUUAGAGCCGGUAACGGAUCCGAAUUUAAAAGUCGAGUGGUUUAAAAAUGGUCAUCCAGUAACGAUAGGACAUCGCUUUCGUCCAAUUCAUGAUUUUGGUUACGUUGCAUUGGACGUAAUUGAUUUGAUUGCCGAAGAUUCAGGAACAUACACUUGUCGUGCUGUUAAUCUGGUAGGAAAUGACGAAGUACUCUGUACUUUAACGUGUCGCUCGAGUGCACAAAUAUUAACGGACACGCAAAAUGAGCUUGGACUUGAACAGAUUCACUAUCUUGAGGAUAAAUCCAAAUAUCAAAGACAAGAAGUUAUUGAAGAAACUACCACUCAGGCGCCUAUUUUCACAACUUCAUUAAAUAAUGUCGAGAUAAAAGAGGGCCAGCGAGCACAUUUUGAAUGUAGAUUAAUUCCAGUAUCCGAUGCAACAAUGAAAAUCGAAUGGUUCCAUAAUAAUAAACCAGUGAAAGCAGGCUCGAGAUUCAUUGAAACAAACAAUUUUGGUUUUGUUGCUCUUGAUAUUAUGUACGCGUACCCCGAAGAUUCUGGGACAUAUACUUGCAGAGCUAAAAAUAUUAUUGGUGAAGCUAUCACUUCUGCAACCGCUAUCGUUCACUCUAAAAAGUCAAUCUACACAGAGACUCAGAGCGAAGAAACUCUUCAACGUCUUCGCUCAUUGGAGGACACGUCUCGUUAUCAACGUAAAGCUACAAUCGAGGAAAUUAUUACGCAAGCUCCUGUAUUUACGAUGCCGAUAAAAGAUCUUCGUGUUGCUGAGAAUCAAGCAGCGCACUUCGAAGCACGUGUUAUUCCAGUUGGAGAUUCUAAACUCAGAGUAGAAUGGUUACGUAAUGGAGUUCCUAUUUCAGCCUCAAAUCGAGUAACGACCAUGCACGAUUUUGGAUAUGUCGCUUUAAAUAUGAAAUACGUCAAUCCCGAAGAUUCAGGCACUUAUACGUGUCGUGCUACAAACGAACUUGGAGAAGCAGUUACUUCAGCAACAUUGUUCGUUCAAUCCAAGGCAGCGUUGCAGUUCGAAUCACAACAUGAGGGCGCUUUAUCGAAACUUCAAGCUCUAGAGGAUACUACAAAAUAUCAACGUCGCGAGGAGGAGGAGUUUGUGGUAAAAGAUAAGCCAUCCUUUACGGUACAACUGAACGGACCUACCAGUUUAGUCGAAGGACAAAGCGCACAUUAUGAGUGUCGCAUAGAACCUUAUCCUGAUCCUAACAUGAAAGUGGAAUGGUUUCACAAUGGCAAACCAUUAUCCACUGGUCACAGAUACAGAACUACUUGUGAUUUUGGAUUCGCAUCGUUGGAUGUAUUGACCGUAUAUGCCGAAGAUUCGGGCACUUAUGCUUGUCAAGCCACUAAUAAAUUGGGAUCAGCGAAGAGCUCGAUUAAUCUUGAUGUGAAGUCUCGAGCAUCAAUUAUUCAUGACACGCAACACGAGAACGCAUUGAAAAAAAUACAAUAUCUUGAAGAUGAUUCAAGAUACAAACGAGUGAUCGAAGAAGAUACGAUCAUCGCUGAGAAGCCCACUUUCGGACGACCAUUGAAAAAUAUUGAGCAUCUUCCAGAAGGCAAAAACGCUCAUCUCGAAGCUACACUAACUCCUGUGAAUGAUCCGACAAUGGUUGUCGAAUGGUUUAGAAAUGGACGUCCCAUUCCUCAAGGACAUAAAUUUAAAACAACCUACGAUUUUGGAUUCGUCGCUCUCGAUAUUCUCUAUGCUUAUCCUGAAGAUUCUGGUACCUAUAUGUGCAAAGCAAGAAAUGCUGUAGGCGAAGCGAUCACUACUUGUGUGAUUAGCGUGGAUUCAAAACAAGGCUUAUGUCUCGAUACGUUGGAUGCACAACGUUUACAAAAAAUUCGAGAGCUGGAAACUGUCGAAGUUAAAGAAGAAAUCGAAAAAGAGGUUAUUCAUCAGAAACCUGUAUUUUUGACACCGUUGAAUAAUCUGGAUCAUCUCAAGGAAGGCGAACACGCUCAUUUAGAAUGUCGUGUGGAGCCGAUUAACGAUCCGAAUUUAAAAAUCGAAUGGUUUGUUAAUGGAGUUGCGAUUAAAACUGGUCAUCGCUUCCGUACAACACAUGAUUUUGGUUAUGUCGCUCUUGAUAUUCUUUAUACCUAUCCUGAAGAUUCCGGUACUUACAUGUGUAAAGCAACCAACCUAGUUGGCGAAGCCGUUAAUACUUGCACUAUCAAAGUCAGUUCACGACGGAGUAUUCUUUUGGAUACCCAACAUCCGGAUGGUUUAGAGAAGAUUCGAGAAUUAGAGUCUCAGGGUCAUCCUGCACGAUUAGAAAUUGAGGAACCGCCAGCAACACCACCGAGAUUUGUCUCUGAGCUUAGGGGUACCACUGAAGUAUAUGAGGGGCAAACAGCUCACUUCGAGUGUCAAGUAGAGCCUCUGCAUGACGCAAAUCUAAGAAUCGAAUUCUUUCACAAUGGUAAACCAUUACCAUCGGCAGCGCGUUUCCAUGUAACUUUCGAUUUUGGAUAUGUAGCUUUGGACAUUGGUCAUGCCGUACCCGAAGAUGCAGGAAAAUAUUCCGUACGAGCGAUUAACGCAUUAGGACAAUGUGUAUCAUCAAUCGAGCUUAAAGUAAUCCCAAGAGAUAACAUUAUUUUGGAUUCUCAACGGCCGGAAGGAAUGGAUAAAAUCAGGGAGCUCGAAGCGCAACAACCAUGGAAGAGACCGGAGGUUCCAGAGCCUCAAACUCGACAGCGACCAGUCUUCACGCAACCACUGCAAAAUAUCGAUAAUAUUACUGAAGGUCACACUGCGCAUUUCGAAUGCAGACUCAUACCAGUAGGUGAUCCUAUGCUCAAAGUGGAAUGGUUUAGAAACGAAGUGCCUCUUGAGACAAGUUCGCGAAUCACAAAAGUGCAUGACUUUGGAUAUGUAUCUCUGGAUAUUGCUCAUGUACGUGAUAAAGAUGAAGGAGUUUAUAUGUGCCGCGCAUCUAAUCCGUUGGGCGAAGCAGUUACCACAGCUUCAAUGAAGAUCAAAACUAAGGCGAGCAUACAGUUAGAUACUCAGCACCCAGAGGCACAACGUAGAAUCGCUCAGUUGGAAGCCAAGGAAGCCGGACGACCCGAGGAACCGGAAAAAGUGUUUGAUAAACCGAUUUUCACGCAGUUAUUAACUGGACCAACGGAACUUUGGGAGGGACAAAUGGCUAGAUACGAAUGCAGAGUCGUUCCUGUCGGCGACGCGAGUUUAAGAUUCGAAUGGUAUAUGAACGGAAUUGAAUUAAAAAUGGGGUCACGUUUUCACGUAAAUCAUGAUUUCGGGUACGUAACAUUGGACAUUCUAAAAGUUAUCCCUGAAGACUCUGGAGUCUAUACUUGCAAAGCGAUUAAUAAUGCAGGAGAGGCAAUAUCAUCGAUCUCUUUGAAAGUAAAAGCGCGUUCAGCCAUCGAUUCCGAGAGCAUACAAACGGAUGCGUGGCAGAAGAUUCAAUUGAAAGAAGCAGAAAUGAAUAAAGUGCCAGAAAUGCUUGUCGAUACAACUCCACAGCAGGCACCAGUUUUCACCAAACAUCUCGAAAGUUUCGAUAAAUUGAUGGAGGGUCAACAUGUCUAUUUAGAAGCUCAGGUGGAACCGCGGGCGGAUCCUAAUUUGAGAGUGGAAUGGUUUAAGAACGGUAUAAUUCUCCAAACUGGAACGAGGCUUCGUAGUACGUUUGAUUUCGGUCUAGUAACACUAUCGAUCAACGGACUAAGACCAGAUGAUUCCGCAAUUUAUACAUGCAAAGCAACUAAUCUUUUGGGAGAAGCAGUGUCAACUUGUAGUUUGAAAAUUGCCGAUCGUCAUUGGUUAUUGGGAGAUACUUUGCAUCCUGAUGCUCUAUCGAAAAUCGAUGCUUUGGAACAGCCUCAGAGAAUCUCUACUGAUCAACCGGAACCUAUUUACGAAGAACCAGUUUUUAUCACUCAUUUAAAUAAUGUAGAAUGCAUCGAAGGUGAUAACGCUCACUUCGAAUGCAAUGUAGAACCGUCGAAAGAUCCAACUAUGAAGAUUGAAUGGUUUUUGAACAAUAAAUCUUUGCCGACUGGUGCGAGAUUUAAAAGCACUUAUGAUUUUGGUUAUGUAGCUAUAGACUUAACUCACGCUUACGAAGAAGAUUCUGGAGUUAUUACUGUUAAAGCUACAAAUUCAAAAGGAAGUGCACAGACAUCUGGUACUUUAAAAUGUACUAGCAAGCAAAAUAUUUAUCUUCAAACGCAACAUCCACAAGGAGAAGUCGGACUUGAGAAAGUAAAAGAAGCCGAAGAUGCUUAUCUAUCAAAAUAUAAAAGACCAGAAGAAAUUCCUGAAUAUGAAUAUCCUAAACCGAUCUGGACGGUGCCUCUCGGACCUGAAUUUAAAUUGGGAGAAGCUGAACCAUUACAUCUAGAGGGACAAGUUGAGCCAAAGGAUGAUCCUAAUUUAAAGAUUGAGUGGUACUUUAAUGGAAAACCUUUAGAACAUGGUUCACGCUUUAAAAUGACUAGCGAUUUUGGAUUUGUCACUUUGGACUUAACGGACGUUUAUGAGCGUGAUUCUGGUAUUUACACUUGUAAGGCCUAUAACAAAGCAGGCGAAGCUUUCACUUCAACGACGGUUUAUUGUUCUACGAAAGAAAAUAUCAUUGAAAGGUCGCAGCAUCCCAAAGGCAAAGAAGGUCUUGAAGCAAUUCAAGAUCUGGAGGAAUCUUUGAAACGGCAAGAAGGAGCUCCUCUAGGAGAAGAAGAAGGUCAACCACCAAUGUUUACAUCGCAAUUCGAGAAUUUGACUAAUCUCUCGGAAGGAGAGAUCGCUCACUUUGAAGCAUCUCUGAUCCCUACUGGUGAUCAAACUAUGGUAGUUGAAUGGUUUUACAAUGGCAAAUCUUUAGAAGCUAGUCAUCGCACGAGAACCGUUUACGCUUUCGGCAUGGUUGUUCUGGAAGUUCUCGGUACUAAAAUAGAAGAUUCAGGUACUUAUUCUUGUAGAGCUACUAACAAAUGGGGUAAAGCAGAAAUUAGCGUGCAAUUAGAAUGCAUUGACAAGUCCAAGGGACAAAAACCUAAAUUUACAACGCAAAUUCAAUCUUUGGAAGGUUUAAAGGAUGGCCAAUCAGCUCACUUUGAGUGUACUCUAAUCCCAGUAGGUGAUCCUCAUAUGAAAGUCGAAUGGUUCCAUAAUGGAAAACCUCUACGGCAUUCGUCACGUUUCAAGAUGGUCUCUGAUUUCGGCUUUGUAGUAAUGGAUAUCGCCGGUGUGAUGUCUCACGACAGCGGAGAAUACGUUUGCAAAGCUAACAAUAAAUACGGCGAAGAUUAUACAAAAGCUACGAUCAAGUGCUUUGGCAAGAGCGGAGUUUACUUAGAUUCUCUACAGCCGGAUUCGCUUGCUAGAAUUCGAGAACUCGAAAGUUAUACGGGAGAACAAACAACUACAUCUACGACUCCUAUCGCUGAACCACCGAAAUUUAUUACGCAGAUCGCGAACAUAACAAAACUGGUAGAAGGGCAGUCCGCACACUUCGAGGCUAGGCUGACCCCAGUGAACGAUCCCGAUUUGAAAGUCGAGUGGUAUUACAAUGGCAAGAAACUUCCUCACGGUCAUCGAUAUCGCACUUUCCAUGACUUUGGUAUCGUUAUCCUAGAUAUACUCUAUUGUUACGAAGAGAAUUCUGGAGUUUAUGAAUGCAGGGCUAUCAAUAAAUAUGGUGAAGAUUCUACGAGAGCAACGCUCAAAUGCUUCUCUAAAGCUAAUCUUGUUUUGGAAUCGCAACUUCCAAAGGGCAUGGAAGGCGGCUUAGAAAAAAUACAAAAUCUCGAAGACUCAAUGAUACGUACGAAAGAUGAAAAAAUUGUAGAAGAACGAGGCAAAGCUCCUAUGUUUACUGUACCUUUGAGUAAUGUCGAUGGUCUACGAGAGGGAGAAAGUGCGCAUUUCGAGGCUCGAGUAAUUCCUACGGACGACCCAAAAUUAAAGGUCGAAUGGUUUUGGAAUGGUAAACCAUUGCGAACAGGAUCUCGCUUCCGCACUUUUUGCGAUUUUGGUUUCGUCAUUUUGGAAAUUUCUCCUAUCUACCCUGAAGAUUCUGGCGAAUAUAGUUGUAGAGCAACAAAUGACUACGGUGAGGCCGUGACAACGUGCACAAUGAAAUGUACGGGCAAACGCAGUAUUAUUUUGGAAUCUCAGUUACCCAAAGGUAUGGAGAGUACAAUUGAUAAGAUUGCUGAGUUGGAAGGUCUUGGAGCUGUUUCGGGUCAGAUCAGUCCCGAGGACGAUACUGGUAGACCGCCAGAAUUUAUCACGACUCCUUCUGACUUAACUUUGACUGAAAAUUCUCUUGCUCAUUUCGAAUGCCGAUUACAACCAAUUAACGAUUCUAGUAUGAGAGUCGAAUGGUUCCACAACGGUAAACCUCUUCUCGCUGGUAGUAGAGUCAAAACGAUUCAUGACUUUGGUUUCGUCAUUCUAGAAGUUGCAAAUUGCUAUCAACGCGAUUCCGGCUUAUAUACUUGUAAAGCCACCAAUCGUCAUGGUGAAGCCACAGUAUCAUGCAAGCUUCAAGUUCGCGGACGUCAAGGUAUCAUUCUGGAGCCUCAAUUACCGAAUAAUUUUAAAACUGGUACAGAAAGCAUUCAAAAAUUGGAAGAGUCCCUAUAUAAGAAGGAUGAGAUUUUGGCGGAAGAAGAAAUGCCGAAUCCGCCAAAAUUUAUUGUCGAACUUAAAGAUAUUGAAGUUGAAGAAGCUGGACCGAGUCACUUCGAUUGUAGAGUCGAGCCUGUGGGUGAUCCUACUAUGCGUAUUGAUUGGUUCCACAACGGACGGCCCUUCGCGACAGGUUCUCGUGUCCAUCAAAUUAAUGAUUUUGGAUUUAUAUCAUUGGAUAUGUCGUAUACAUAUGCACGAGAUAGCGGCGAAUAUGUCUGCAGAGCUACCAACAAAUGGGGUUCUGCUACUACCAAGGCUGCCAUUACUUGUAAAUCCAAGAAAACAAUAGAUUUUGAUUCUCAAUUACCAAUGGGAAUGAGUGGUGAAAAGUUAAAAGAAUUGGAACGAGGACCGGUCUCUCAAGCUCCUGCGGAAGAAGCACCUCAACAACCGCCUCAUUUCAUCACGCAAAUCCAAUCAACAACUGUCGACGAGGGUGAACCAGUCAGAUUCGAAUGCCGUGUAGAACCCAAAGAGGACUCGAAUCUACACAUCGAAUGGUAUAGAAAUGGCAAAUUGAUACCUGCUGGGCACAGAUAUAGAACGGUUUACGAUAUGGGAUUUGUAUCUAUGGAUAUCUUAUAUGUUUAUCCUGAGGAUUCUGGUGAAUAUGUUUGCAAAGCCAUCAAUAAUCUUGGAGAAGAUACCACUCGAGCUGCUGUAUCUUGCAAGAAAUUACCAAGCAUUAUUCUACAAAAUCAAGUACCAAAAGGUAUGAAAAAAUCGGAAGCCUUGAUGCAGAUGGAAGCGACAAUUAAAAAAUAUACUUCGGAAAUACAUUUAACCGAAGACGAUCUAUAUGAUGCGGAUAAAAAACAGCCGCCUCGUUUCGUCACGCAAAUUCAAGAUCAGACCGAUCUUGUUGAAAUGAAUAGUACCAAAUUUGAAUGCCAAUUGGCACCUGUGGGUGAUCCAAAUAUGAAAGUCGAAUGGUUCUUUAACGGGAAACCAUUACCUCAUAAGAAUCGAUUUACGCCUAUUUAUGAUUUUGGCUAUGUAGCAAUGAAUUUUGGUUGGGUUUAUCCAGAAGACAGUGGCGAGUAUUUAUGCAGAGCUACGAACCUUUAUGGAAUGGACGAGACCAGAGCUAUAAUCAAAACUGCGGGAAAACCAGGAAUUAUCUAUGAGUCUCAACUUCCAAAAGGCAUGAAAAGCAUCGAGAAAAUCAGAGAAAUGGAAGCGGCAUGGCAAAUAGUACCCGAAGAAGAAAGUGAACAAGAAAAAAUACGCUCGGCGCCUAUUUUCGUGAGCAAACCGGAACCGGUAAUUGUCGAAGAAGGUGACUGGUCUAGAUUCUGUUGUCGAGUCACUGGUUAUCCAAGACCUCGAGUUAUGUGGAUAAUCAAUGGACAUACGGUAGUCAAUGGAUCCCGCUAUAAAUUAACGUACGAUGGCAUGUAUCAUCUAGAUAUACCAAAGACGAGACAGUAUGAUCACGGAAAAAUUGAAGUGAUUGCAAGAAGCUCCGUUGGCGAAGCAUGUACAGAAACAACUCUAACGGUGAAGCAACGAAGCGACGAUUACCGCGGUGUAUUGAAAAAUUCACCAAGGCCCUGGUACGAUUAUGGACUAACACAGUACCAGACCGAGCGGCAAAAUACAGAAUUGGAGCGUGUGUUCGACGAACGUCAUCAAAGUGUUUCCCAAGGAAUCGAGAUUGCCACAGAGCAUCUUGGCCCUAAAAUUAUUAAAGAACCAGACACUGAGUGGCAGAAAUCCGUCAAGAGCAAGAAAAAUGAAGAUUAUUAUAAUAAGUUGAUGAAUCUCGAAGAGGAACAAGUGCUUAAAGAGACCAGGUUAAGAGAAGCUUCACAUCAAUUUGCUAUUCCUGGUGAUAAAGUCGUUACACAUUCCUUAGCAAAGGGAAUGGCUCAAAAGUAUGAAGAAAGUUUAGAAGAACAACCGCAACAAGAACUUGUACAAGCAUCUCCGAAAUAUGUAAAAAAACCAUUUGUUACCGAAGUGGAUAUAGAUACAGAACGCGUUAAAGCCACGGGAAAAUAUCCUCCGGAACCAUCUGAAUCUACAGUUCAUGGUCGCGAAGUUCAUGUUGCAAAACAAAAACAAAUACAAAAAGAAGUCAAAGGUGAUGUAGAAAUAACGAGAAAAAUUACAGCAACGGAGACAACAGAAGUAGAACAUAAAGCGAAAACACAAGAACGCGUGGUGCAAGGUCAAGUCAAACCUGCCAAACCUCCUAUUUUUACAAAGAAGAUUCAACCUUGUAGAGCAUUUGAGCAAGAACAAGCGAAAUUUGAAGUUGAAUUUGAUGGUGAUCCACUACCAACUAUCAAAUGGUAUCGCGAAGAUUUUCCUAUACAAAAUUCAGCUGAUCUUCAAAUUUAUACCUUCAGCACCAAAUCGGUGUUAAUUAUCAGACAAGUUUUUAUGGAAGAUUCUGGUGUCUUUUCUGUUAUCGCUGAGAAUAGAGGAGGAAAAGCCAAAUGUAGUGCCAAUUUAGUCGUAGAGGAACGCAGAAGGCAGCCUGGACGAGGUGGCACGGUACCACCCAGUUUCUUAUCCACAAUCCAAUCUGCUUCUGUUACUACCGGACAACUCGCUAGAUUUGAUGCCAAAAUUACCGGCACUAAACCUUUGGAUGUUUAUUGGCUCAAGAACGGCAAAAAGAUAAUAGCGGACAUCCGUUAUAAAACUUUGGAAGAAGAUAAUAUUUAUACACUUCUGAUUCUCGAGACAAUAUCAGAAGACAUUGGCAAAUAUGAAUGUGUUGCGAUUAACAGUGCUGGAGAAGCACGUUGCGAAGCGGAAUGUACUGUUCGCGGACCUCAAUCUCCAACAAAGGUCACAAAACCUACAACACCAACAGUAGAAAAAGCGCCAACUGUUCUAGAGCCAUUAAGAGAUCAAAUCAUUAAGGAAGGAACUUCAGUCGCUUUCGCUUGUAGAAUCGCAGGAAAGCCUAUUCCCACUAUACAGUGGAAAAAAGCUGAUAAAGUAAUCAAACCGUCGAAGUAUUUUCAAAUGCAAAAAGAAGGCGAUUUCUGUACUUUGAGGAUUUCUGAAGCCUUUCCCGAAGAUGAAGGUGUUUAUAAAUGUAUUGCUAAAAACCCCGCUGGUGAGGUCACAACGUCUGCCAAUCUCAGAGUUCUCGCGCCCGAUACAAUUGAUGUCCUGGCAAAAUUGACUCCUUUGAAGGAUCAAAUAGUGAUAGAGGGACAACCAGCUCAAUUUAAAACUCAAGUGAGUCUGGCAAAGCCUAAGCCAACAAUUCAGUGGUAUCGAGAGGGUGCCUUGAUCCCACAAUCACCAGAUUUUCAGAUGAUUCAUGAAGGGAACAAUGCGGUGCUGUUGAUAGCAACUACCUACGAGGAGGAUACUGGUACUUUCACUUGCCGCGCUACAACUUCAGCCGGUACCGUAGAAACAUCUGCCAAACUCAUCGUCAAAAAGAGAAAAGAAGCCUAUUACGCGGUUCCCGCGGAGACGGGUGCCAGUAUUGAAAUAGAUGUGAAACUUCAUCAAGAUUUGAAGGAAAAUGUAAUUCUGAGAUCUUUACCUCUCGACAAAAAUGAUUUACCAUUUGAAAUACAACUUCAACCUGGUGAUGAAUCGUUACCUUGGCGAAGAGGACGCGUUCUACCUCGAAUUUAUGAUUCACUUCCAUGGCGGAAAAUACAAACAACAUCAAGAGAUUCUUCACUGGAUAAGCUUCAAGCUUUCGAGAGUCAAAUAAAACCAUGGACUGACGAAGAAAUAAUUUUGAAAAAAACUCUCAAAGUUACCAAGGAUGUGACGACAGAAAAGUUAGAAGAAGUUCAGUUAAAACCGACGAAGACUGAAAAAAAAGAUAUCCACGGAUUUAAUAUAGAACUAAUUAAGUUGAAAUCCGUGCCUAAAGAAGCAACAGAUAAAAUUAUAAUAACCGAAAAAUAUGCUAGCGACAAUAUUACGACUGAACUUUAUAAGGAGCAAGAGGAUAAUACUCUGUUAAAAACAUCGCGUCGUUUAGAUGAAACUUUGUCGAAAAAAGAGAAACAGGAGAAACCAAAACCAUGGUCGGAGGAACAAAUUGUUUUAAAGAAAAUAAAACCAAAGACAAAAAUAACUUCCGAAUUGGAUGAAGAAAAAAUAAAUUUUCUUGAACAAGAGGACACUUCUUUGCUUACAAUUGUAAAGGACGAAGAAAUGCAAAAAUUAAAAAAAGAAAAGCCUAUCACAGAGAAGAUAGAACAAUCCAAGUCUUGGACGCAGGAAAAAAUCGCUUUGAAAAAGGCAAAACCGGAAAAAAAAGAAAUACCCAAGGAAAUCCUCGAAACCGUUUCAUUGAAACCUUUGCAAAUAGUAAAGAAAGAUCUUGUGGAAUCAACGUUAGAUAAGGCAGAUCUAAAAUCAAUUUCAAAAGAAGAAGCUGAAGCAAUUUCAACGAUUACACGAAUUGACGUCACAGAUAAAAAAGAAACAAGAGCAAGUAAAGAUGUGGAUAAAAUCAUAGAUAAGGAAGAUAAGACAAAACCAUGGACAGAAGAAAAAAUUAUUUUGAAAAAAUCUAAACCUAUUCAAAAAGAAAUUGAAAAAGAGAUGAUAGAAACAAUAAAAUUAAAGUCUAAGUAUAUUAAAUCAAUAUCUCCAAAACCAGAUUUGGAAAAAAUAAAUUUAAAACCUGUCAUAAAAGAAAAAGAAAAUAAUAGAGAAAUCGAUAAAACUGAAUACAUUGAACAAGAAGAUAUUACAUUACUUCAAGUUUCAACUGAGAUGUACGAUGAUAUUAAAUUAAAAUCAGAUACAAGAAAAAAGUUAGUACGAGAAGAAAAACAUAUCGACGAAGAUAUUACGAUGUAUAAAGAGAAAGAAGAUACUACUUUGCUUAAAGUUACGUCACAGCACGAAACCAACAUUCAUAAAAAAAUAAAAAAGCAAGAGGACGUACCACAAGAAAAGCCACAAUCAAAGACAUGGAUGGAAGAAAAAAUAAUCUUAAAAAAGACAAAACCGGAGCAGAAAGAAAUAUAUAAAGAAACCAUUGAGGAAGUAUCAUUAAAGCCAACAUCAGAUAAAGUAAUAUUAAAGAAAGAAUCAGUAGAGAAAGUAGAUUUAAAACACAUCAAAAUAAAAAGUACAGAUUUGGUAGGAGUACAGCAAGAAAAUGUACCAUAUCAUGAAGAAGAAGAUAAAAUAAUUAUAGAAAUGGAUAAAGAUGUUGAGUCUACUAAAAAAGUGUGCAGUGAAAAAAAAUUUAAAAGUAUAUCAUAUAUGGAAAAAGAAGAUACUACGAUCCUCGACAUUGAUAGAACAGAUAAUAUAAUUGAAAAAUCUAAAAAAGAAGAGAUGCCAUGGGUUAGAGGUAAAAAAAUAAGAGAAAAAAAAGAAAUUGAGAAAAUAAGAACAUCUGAAAUAAUUAAACCUGAAGUUAAACUGGAAGAAGAUAAACCUAUGGAAAUUUCUGAAGCUCCAUGGCGCCGUAAAUCAAGACUGUCAAUACAAAAAAAGAUUUCAGAAACUGAAACUGAUAAAACAAAAUUUGACAUUAAAGAAGUAUUCGAAGACACAUGGCAAAAAUCUGAAAAAAAUAAAACAAAAAAACCUAUUAAAGAAAAAAUUGAAGAUUUCACAUCUGUUGUACUGAAACCGGCAAAAAGACACGAAAAAAUUGAAGAGCAAAAAACGAUACAAGAAAUUACAUUACAUCCAGCAAAACAAUUACCUAAAGAAAAAGAAGUGUCAAAAGACCUCACGCAUACAUCGAUGACAAAGGAAACAUCCAUACCAGAACUUUCACCUGAAAAAAUCGAUGAAAUUAAUGGAGACACAUUUACAAAGAAAAUGGACGUACCAUGGAGACGGGCAAAGAAAUUAACACAAAUUGAGCCGAAACCUGAAGAUUUUCAAUUAAAACCCAUUAAGAAAAUAACAAAAACAGAGGAAGUACAACCUAAGGAAGUUAUAUUGAAACAUGUUAAAAAACUUCCCAAAGAGGAAGAACCAAAAGAUGAAAUCACAUUCAAACCAGUGCAAAAAGAAAAAGUAGAAGAGAAAUCAGAACAAGUACAAUUGAAGCCAGUGAAAAAAAUGGACAAAUCUGAAAAGCCAAAACCGGAGAAAAUUGUGUUGAAGCCUGUUAGAAAACUUCCUAAAGAGGAAGAAACAAAGGAAGAAAUUAUCUUGAAAUCGAUUGAAAAAGAAAAAGUCGAAGAAAAACCGGAGGAGAUUCGACUGAAGCCAGUGAAAAAGAUGGAUAAAUCAGAAGAGCCAAAACCAGAGCAAAUUGUAUUGAAACCCAUCAGAAAACUUCAUAAAGAUGAAGAAUCAAAGGAAGAAAUUACUUUGAAACUAGUGGAAAAGGAAAAGGUUGAAGAAAAAUCAGAGGAGAUUCGAUUGAAGCCAGUGAAAAAGACAGAAAAACCCAGAGAGCCGAAACUAGAGCAAGUUGUAUUGAAACCUAUUAAAAAGCUUGCCAAAGAAGAAGUAUCAAAGGAAGAAAUUACUUUGAAACCUGUAGAAAAGGAAAAAGUUGGAGAAACACCGGAGGAGAUCCGAUUGAAGCCAGUGAAAAAGCUGGACAAAUCUGAAGAGCCAAAACCAGAGCAAAUUAUGUCGAAACCUGUCAGAAAACUUCCUAAAGAGGAAAAAACGAAGGAAGAAAUCACCUUGAAAUCAAUCGAAAAAGAAAAAGUGGAAGAAAAACCGGAGGAAGUCCGAUUGAAGCCAGUGAAAAAGCUACACAAACCUGAAGAGCCAAAACCAGAGCAAAUUGUAUUGAAACCUGUUAGAAAACUUUCUAAAGAGGAAGAAACAAAGAAAGAAAUCACUUUGAAACCAAUUGAAAAAGGAAAAGUUGAAGAAAAAUCGGAGGAGGUUCGAUUGAAACGGGUGAAAAAGGCAGAAAAAUCCGAAGAAUCAAAACCAGAGCAAAUUGUGUUGAAACCUAUCAGAAAACUUUCUAAAGAGGAAGAAACAAAAGAAGAAAUCACCUUGAAAUCAAUUGAAAAAGAAAAAGUGGAAGAAAAACCGGAGGAAGUCCGAUUGAAGCCAGUGAAAAAGCUGCAAAAACCUGAAGAGCCAAAACCAGAGCAAAUUGUGUUGAAACCUGUUAGAAAACUUCCUAAACAGGAAGAAACAAAGGAAGAAAUCAUCUUGAAAUCAAUCGAAAAAGAAAAAGUGGAAGAAAAACCGGAGGAAGUCCGAUUGAAGCCAGUGAAAAAGCUACACAAACCUGAAGAGCCAAAACCAGAGCAAAUUGUAUUGAAACCUGUUAGAAAACUUUCUAAAGAGGAAGAAACAAAAGAAAAAAUCACUUUGAAACCAAUUGAAAAGCAAAAAGUUGAAGAAAAAUCAGAGGAGGUUCGAUUGAAGCCAGUGAAAAAGGCAGAAAAAUCCGAAGAGUCAAAACCAGAGCAAAUUGUGUUGAAACCUGUCAGAAAACUUUCUAAAGAGGAAGAAACAAAGGAAGAAAUCACCUUGAAACCAAUUGAAAAGGAAAAAGUUGAAGAAAAACCGAAGGAAGUCCGAUUGAAGCCAGUGAAAAAGACAGAAAUAUCCGAAGAGCCAAAACCAGAGCAAAUUGUGAUGAAACCUGUUAGAAAACUUUCUAAAGAGGAAGAAACAAAGGAAGAAAUCACUUUGAAAUCAAUUGAAAAAGAAAAAGUUGAAGAAAAAUCUGAGGAAGUUCGAUUGAAGCCAAUGAAAAAGCUAGACAAACCUGAAGAGCCAAAACCAGAACAAAUUGUGUUGAAACCUGUUAGAAAACUUCCUAAAGAGGAAGAAUCAAAGGAAGGAAUCACUUUGAAAUCAAUUGAAAAAGAAAAAGUUGAAGAAAAAUCUGAGGAAGUUCGAUUGAAGCCAAUGAAAAAGCUAGACAAACCUGAAGAGCCAAAACCAGAACAAAUUGUGUUGAAACCUGUUAGAAAACUUCCUAAAGAGGAAGAAUCAAAGGAAGGAAUUACUUUGAAACCAGUGGAAAAGAAAAAGGUUGAAGAAAAACCAGAGGAGGUUCGAUUGAAGCCAGUGAAAAAGACAGAAAAACCCGAAGAGCCAAAACUAGAGAAAGUUGUAUUGAAAUCUAUUAAAAAGCUUGCCAAAGAAGAAGGAUCAAAGGAAAAAAUUACUUUGAAAUCUGUAGAAAAGGAAAAAGUUGGAGAAACACCGGAGGAGACCCGAUUGAAGCCAGUGAAAAAGCUGGACAAACCUGAAGAGCCAAAACCAGAGCAAAUUAUAUUGAAACCUGUCAGAAAACUUUCUAAAGAGGAAGAAACAAAGGAAGAUAUCAUCUUGAAACCAAUUGAAAAGGAAAAAGUUGAAAAAAAAUCAGAGGAAAUCCGAUUGAAGCCAGUGAAAAAGAUUAAAAAAUCCGAAGAGGCGAAACCAGAGCAAAUUGUGUUGAAACCUGUUAGGAAACUUUCUAAAGAGGAAGAAACAAAGGAAGAAAUCAUUUUAAAACCUAUUGAAAAGGAAAAAGUUGAAGAAAAAAUGGUGGAGAUUCGAUUGAAAUCAGUGACAAUUGAUAAACCCAUAGAGCCGAAACCAGAGCAAGUUUUUUUAAAGCCAGUGGAAAAGGAAGAACCCAAAGACAUAAAAUUACAACCAGUAUCUGAAAUGCUAACAGAAAUUGUAGAGGGAAAAUCCAAAAGUAAAGAGUCAACAGAGAUAAUCGAAACUCCUUGGCGACGUAAGCGAACAAAAAAAGUCGUUGAUUUUAAGGAAGAAGUAACAGUAGUGCCUAUUGAUCAAGAAGAAUCUGUUAUAGACGUUGAAGAAAAGGAGGCAAUGAUAAUUACAACAAAAGAUACUCAAGAUCUAUUUGAACGAAAGAUAGAAACUAUGCCAUCAUUUAAAGAAGAUAAAGAAACAGACGAAGUUUUUACAAAUGAAGUUUCUUGGAGAAAAAAGAAACAAAUACAUUUAAAGACGGAAGAAAAGAAAGAAAUGGUUAUGUUAAAAUCCAUUGAAGAAGUGGAAAAAUUAGACCUAAAACAACCCGAAAGACAUGUAUUAGCUUUAGAAGAUGAAAAAUUACCUGAAGAGACAUAUGAGGAAGACAAAGUUUUCGAAUUAAAAUCCGUAAAGCAUGCGGAGCAAAUAGCAGAAAUUUCAGAAGAGAAAGAUGAAAUCAUUACUGAAUCAGUUGUAACCAAAUCUAAAGUAAAAGAAAAAGUGCCUGAAAAAAUCGCUUCUAAUAUUAUCGAAGAAGAAGCUGCCAAGUUACAAGUUAAAGCAGAUGUCACAGUAGAAGAUCGUAAGAGAAAACGUAGACAACGUACUCAAGUUGAUAUAUCAAUUACAGAUAAAGACAAAACGAUAGCUCCAAGAUUUAUUCAAAAAUUACAACCUGUUAUCGCUGAGUUGAAAAAACCUGCCAAAUUUACAUGUACUGUUAUAGGAAAUCCAUUGCCUGAAAUUUCUUGGUAUAAAAAUGAGCAAGACCUCCAUGUGAGCGAAAAGUAUACUAUGACUAUAUUUGAAACAACGGCAACCUUAGAAAUCACAAACGUCAAAGAAGAAGAUGCUGGAAUGUAUUCUUGUAGGGCAUCUAAUCCAGCUGGAGUUGCAACAUCCACUGUCAACCUUGUAAUAUUCGAAAAAGAAGAGGAAGGCAUAGCACCGCAUUUUUCAACGCCGAUUAAACCGUUAAUGAUUGAAGAGCAUAAACCUGCUUUAUUAGAAUGCGUUGUAACUGGUAUGCCAAUACCUGAAGUGAAAUGGUAUCGUGACGAAAAAGAAGUAAAACCAGACGAAAGAACGGAGUUGAGUUUCAACCCAACUACUGGAGAAGCUAAACUGAAAAUUUUACAACCAAUGUCCGAAGAUGAAACAAUUUACCGUGUUCGUGCUAUAAAUAAAUAUGGCCGCGCUGAAUGCAGAGCUAAUUUAGUGAUCAGUAACAUCGUUAAAGUGAGCAAACCAAUUGUUCUCAGAGCACCGCGAAUUACGCGACCUUUAUCCGCUUUAAUAAUUGAGCGCGGAAAGUCUCUGAAACUUCUAGCUGAUUUUGAUGGCAUACCGAAACCAGAAGUCAAGUGGUUCCGCAAUGGCAUUGAAAUUACACCGACUAACAAACUCAAAAUAGACAUUUAUGAAAGUACAACCGAAUUAAAUAUAAUAGAAGCAACAAACAAAGAUAGCGGCAAGUAUGAGAUAAAAGUUCAGAAUGAAGUCGGUGAAGCGAGAAGCUCGAGUUCUGUUACUGUUAAAGAACGCAAAGACACUAUAGACGAAGUAAAAGCACCAAUGUUUGUGGAACCUAUUCAGCCUCAACUUGUUGCAGAAGGAGAAGUUGUUAUCAUGGAAACACGAGUGGAAUCAUAUCCAGCAGCAUCUUUUCAGUGGUUUCAUGAAAGCAAACCUCUUGAGUCGACAUCACAAGUAAGAAUUGUGACUCAAGAAAAUCGAUCGAUUUUAAUGGUGAAAGAAGUCACAUCAGAAUUUGCUGGUAAUUACACAUGUCGUGCUGAAAAUGUCGGUGGUUCAAUUACUUGUACAGCUACCGUUAAUUUGAUGGAAAUAACAUGGGAAGAAGCAAUUGAAUUAGUCUCACCGACAUUUGUAAAGAGACUAUCACCUGUAAAAGUUAUGGACGGUGAAAGUGUUAAUUUAAUCUGCAUCGUUGAAGGGAAACCAACGCCGAGAGUAGAAUGGUAUCACAAUGACAUGCCAAUUAAAGAAGGAAAAGAAAUUACAAUUAUUCAGGAUAUGGAGGGUGUCUGUAGUUUAGCUAUUACUGAAGUAUUCCCAGAAGAUGCUGGAGAAUAUACCUGUCGUGCUGUGAAUCCUGUUGGCGAAGCUGUUUGCAUGUCAACGCUCAUUGUUGAAGCGUACGAGUAUGUGCCGGAUUCUGAAAUUGCGUCUUCAAUAGUCGCGACAUCUCUUACCACAGGACAGAGUGGAUCAGAAGAAGAUCUUCUAUCUCCGAAAGAAACUCCUAUUUUUGACACUGAUAUAGAAGAAUCUAUACCAGAGAUAAUUAAGAAGCUUCCUCAGUUAGUUCCUACUAAAGAUGGAGAAUUAACUAGAUUGGAAGUAAAGGUGAAAGGCAAACCAAAACCGAAAGGAAAAUGGUAUAAAGAAGGAGUAGAAAUAGUCUCAUCGCAAGAAUUCCAAAUUGAGGAAUUUGAAGAUGGUACAUCAAUAUUAACAAUCGCCGAAACUUUCCCCGAUGACACUGGUGAAAUCAUAUUUGAAGCUUACAAUCCACUCGGUGUAUCAACUACAACUACGUAUUUAUCAGUAGAAGGUAUACUCGGAACAAAAGAGUACAGAAAACCAGAGUGGGUCACACAGAUGGAAGAAAUGCAAGAAGCUUUAAAAGCUACACAAGCUGUUCCACGAUUUAUCCAAGAAAUAACGGAUGUUUAUACAAAAGAGGGAGAUAUCGCUUUAUUUGAAUGUAUCUAUUCUGGUAAUCCCAAACCAGAUGUUGUUUGGUAUAAGAAUGAUAAGCUUAUAAUGAAUACGAAUAAUAUAAAAGUACGUAUAAUUGAUAAAGAAAACAAAACUACUCUAACAAUUAAGAAAACUACUAAAGAAGACGAUGCCACGUAUGUUUGUAAAGCUACUAAUGAAAUUGGUAUGAUAGUAACAAAAGCCAAACUUCAUAUCGAUACUAUUAGUGAAUCACAAUUAAUGCCCAGCGAUAUCAAAGAAGAAGAAAAGCUAGAUACAAAGCUUAAAAAACAAGAAGAAAAACCACAUAGAAAGAAAAAAAUUGAACUAAAGAAGGCGAAGGAGAUCAAGGAGAAAGUAAAAACUGAACGUCUCAAAAUUGAAAAAGAAGAAAUCCGUGAAGAGAAACUUAUUCCGAAGGAACAGAUAGAAGAAAAAAGAACUAUCGAUGUUGAAGAGACUCAACUAUUAGAAACUACAAAGUUUAUAGAAGAUAAAUCCGAAGAGAUUUCUAGAGCACGAAGAAUAGUACCGAUUCAAGAACCAAUUGUAACUGAAGCAAUAGCUUCUUUAAAAAAAAUUGACGAUCAAAAACUACGAGAACAUAUACCUAAAUUUGAAGAACGUGCCAAACAAAUUGUCGAAGAGCAAGAAAGUGUUGUCGUGUCAGAAAUCACGAGUGAAGAUAUUGCUCCUGAUUUCACUAUCGAAACAAAACUUGAUCACGCUCAAGUUACCUCGGAAACUUUACAGAAAGUUGCAGUCUCUGAAGCACAUGUAGAAAGUAGUUUGCAAGAAAUGAAACGUAUAGAGACAAGACAAAAAAAGAUAAAGAAAAUAAAAGCUGAAAAAAUUAAAGAAGAUAUUACUGUAAAAGAGAUUGUGGAACAACAAAAAGAAAACAUAGCUCGGGAAGUCGAUGAGAUAAUGGAGGUACUUGAUGCGAUAGAAUUUGGUCCAGGAGAAUCUCCUCUUCGAGAACUUGCGACAAUUGGCUACUUGGUUCGACAAGGUGUCUCCGUAAACGAAAUUAACGAAUGCCUUUACAAGACUGAGAUUUUUCCUGCUCUAAAGACUCCCGAUGCUCAAAAUGCUUUGGUUCAAUUGGUGGAAAGAAAAGGCCACGGUCCUUUAAUCACCCAAGUACUUACCGAGGAGACGACAACUGACGAAAGUUUCGUUGCAGCGACAGUCGGUUUUCGUGCUUUUAUGAGAAUGGUUGAGCUUCAGCAUGCAACUGUGGAAGAAGUCAUUAUACACUUUGCUCCAGAAGAUUUCAAACCACGUGCUUGGGAAGUUACAGAAAUUUCCGAGAUUGAUACUGAGCAACAUGCUACGGAAAGAGUAGAUAUCGUUCGCAAAAUGGAAGUUCAUUUUAUGGAGAGGAAGGACGAAAGGAAAGCUACUCACAUACAGGAUAUUCGAGAAAUUAAAGAAUACGAGGACACACGGCAGGCACACACAACAUUGCGCAAACGCAAAGAUAAAAAACCAAGGGAUCAAAUUGAAGAAACAACACAAGAUAGGGAAGAGGGGGUUCAAUCUAUAAAAAUCGAGGAAGUCGAGGAGAUUGAUAAAGAAAGAAAAAAGGAAGAAAUCGAAGAAGAGAUUAUUGAACUUGAACGGGAUUCAAAGGGCAGAUUGAUUCGUAAACAAAAACAAAAAGAGAUGGAAAAACAAAUAGACACAGAAGAGGAAGAAGAAACUAUUAAAAAAAUUAGAAAGACAUUGAUACCAAAAAGAUCAAACAUUGGUAGAGAUGAGAUACAACUGGAAGAGAUAGAAGAAUUUGAAAUAACAAAAGAUCAAUUACUGCCGUCUAUGGUUUUAAAUGUAUCUAGUCAACGAAAUCAAGUGAUACCAUUAGAUCAUACAAUCGAACAAGCACCUGGCAAACCCGAAUCAGAGAAAGCUAAAUACACAUUAGACACUGUUAUCGCGCUAACAGAACAAAUGACAUCAGUACACGAAAAAGAAAUUGAUCAAGUGGCAAGUACCAAACCUAUCGAACGUAAAGCGUCAAUAUCAAUCUCAUCGAUAGAACCAUAUUCUACCAUGGAAACUACUGCACAUAUAUCUACUGAUGAAUUUUCUGGAUCUUUCAAAGCUACUUCUUAUGAAGCUACACCUUCGGUAAUAACGAAAGAAAGUCUUCUCAUUAGCGAAACACUGACUCACGAUGAAAGUGUGUCAAAUCUAACUUUGACUACACCAGAAACAAGUCGAAAAGCGGAUGUUCAAGUUACUGUACAAGAAGCUACAACUAUUAGAGAGACCAUAGUUAAUCAAAGCGAAAUACCGACCGAAGAUUUUAUAACACCUUUAAGCGUUAAAGCAGAAGAUAUUGUCUUACCACAAAUAUCACUUUCGGUUUAUGAAAUACAAGAAGGUUUGGUUGAAAAUAAAUUGGAACCUACGAAAACGGUACUUACAAAACCUCGAGUUAACAUCAAUGCAAUAGAACCGUUGAUGGUAGAAGAAAUUUAUUCUGAGGAUAAACCAGGAAAAUAUUAUCCGGAGUUAAUAGUACCUACUGAAGUCGCUACCAAAUCGAUAAUUUCGCAACGACAACGCGUUACCGAAGAGAUGAAUGCACCCGAAAAAGAAGGAGCAUACAUUCCAAGUAGAUUACCACCGAGUCAAACGGCUCAAAUUGAAAUUUCCUAUGGAAAUGAAACGGCUGUUAUUCGUCAUGAUCUCAUACAGGAGUGUGAAGGCGAAUAUAUUCCCGAGCGAAAAGUAGAUUCUUUCGAAGUUACUCCAAAUAUCACUCUUUUGGAAGGAGUCACGAUAUCAAUGAUCGAUACUCAACAAAAAGAAGAUGAUUUGACAAUCGAAGAGAGUAAACAAAUCACAGCUGACUUGAAUGUUGUUGAAAUUAUGUCAGCUGUGACGGUGGAAACGAUGACAUCUGAAAAAGAACAAGAUUAUCAUCCUAAAGAAAAACCUACUACUAAACUAGCCGUUACAUCGAUUUCCCCAUUGGAGAUUGGUUCUAUAACAGACACAAUUGUUCAAGAAUCUGAAGGAACUUAUAAUGUCGAUGAGAAACCGUUUGAAGUAUUAGCGGAAACGUCAGUCAGACCGGAGGAACAUAUAUUAAUAUCUCAAGUUCAAACCGCAGACUAUCCCGCAGACUUGAAAGAUAUACUCAAGUAUGUCACAGAGAGCGGUGUUGUAUCCAUUCAAUUAACCGAAGCGAAAACUGUCCUUGAAACGCUCAUUCAUGAUCGAGAGACUAGCAUGAAGGAAGAUACUAAACCAGAAAUUCAUACGAUCGAGACGAUCUACGAUGCUAUCAGAGGUAUUGAAAUAUCACAAACAACUUUUGGAGAAAAAGAAGCCGAAUUGAAAAUUUUUGAAAUGCCUGAAUCACAUCGCGGAAAAACGGUACCUACUCAUCCAAUGAUCUCGCUUGAAGUUCAGGAAACCCAACCUGAAAAUAAUUUAGGUAAAGUCAUGAAAGAAGCCGUAUCAACUGCUACAGCUCAAAUUGAAACAGUCAGUCUACAAGAAACAAUUGUUGAUGAGACUAUUGUAGCAGAAGAUAUAGCUCCGACAAGGAAAGAUAAGAUUCCUGAAACAAUGACCGCCAUUAUUUCAAUGAAUCAGAUUGAGAGCUUGCAUACUACAAUGAUUGUAGCGGAUGAAAAAGAAACGGAAUAUUUUGAUAUAACCGAUGUUAAAAGUGCAUUUGCAAAUACUGAAUAUAUGACGCAAGUAGCUCCUAUAUAUGAACAAAUAAGAAUAGAAUCGCCGACCGAAGAGUAUCUAGCGGUAGAUAAACCUGUGAGUGGAAAAGCAUAUCUAUCUCAUGUUCCUAUAGAAACUAUUAGUAUCGUUAUACAAGAAACCGCAGAAAAGGAAGAUGUUUAUAAAACAGACAUAAAACCCGAGGAAAAGAUGGCAAACAUUAACCUCGCAGACAUGAGACCUGGCGCCAGCGUUUUAGAAAUAAUUCCACAUGAUUUCGAGAAUAUUUACACGCCAGAUACUGAACCACAGACUCAUACGGUUGAGUCAUCCAUAACUGGUCACACCAUCGCAUCAAAGACAGAGAUUUUAGUGGAACAAAGUGCUGAAAAAAUAAGCAGUGAUCUACCAAAAUUAGGUAAAGCAAUAGUACAACAAGAAGCUCUGGAAGAAUUGAUAGUAACAGAAACAAAUGUCGGCGAAGCAGAACGAACCAGGGAUGAGGAUGCGAGUCCUGUUAAACAAAAUGCUGCACUUCAAGUAUGCGCUCAGUCUGAAAAUUUGAUCAUCACUGAAGUAACUACCGUAUUGAAGGAGGAAGAAUUAUUAAUGAAAAAGUUACCAGAUAAACAAAAGGUUGUAUUAGACAUAACCGAGAGCCAUGAAAUAGCUGAAACACAGGAGAUGAUUCUUGCGAGCAAUAUAAGUGCAUUGAAAGAAGAAAAACCACAUCAAGAAAGUGUCACUCAAUUGCAGAGCGGAUUAGAUGUUGUACAACAAAUGGAAAUAUCAGUAUCUGAGAAAGAAUCUCUUUUAGAAACGGAUGUAAAACCUGAUAUUAAAAAGGUUGAUAUUACUUUUCAAGAAGGAGAAAGUCUGACAAUUGAAAUUACGCAUCCUGAAGACAAAGAAGAUAUACUUGGUGAAAAACAGACACCAAAAACAGCCGAAGCUAUAAUAGACGUAGUAACACAAAAUAUAGCCUCGACAUUUGAGAUUAUUAGUGGUAUCGUUCCAACUGAAUUAUCUACCAAACCUAUCCAAGAUGCACGUCCUAAAGCGACAUUAUUACCAUUUGAAAUAGCUGUUGCUGAAGAAGUGCAAACAAGAGAAACUGAAAAACCUUUUCCUUAUAUGUUGGUACCAGAGAAAAAAGCUAAUUUUGAAUUUGUAAUGGGUGAAGUUCUUGUUGUUUCUUCUGUAACAACUGGUGACAAAGAAAGCAUGCUUGCAGAAAUGGAAAAACCACAAUCAAAAUCUGCUACUUUCGAUAUUCCUACUUAUACUGUGGCAGAAGCUGCUGAAAUAACUGCAACUGACAACAUUAGCGAAUUAAUACGCGAAGAAACGAUCUCCGCAAUGGCUAUGACCGAGCAUAUAACUCAUCAUAGUAUUAUUACAUCCGAAAUGUCAACCGGUGACUCAGAACAACGUAUGCUUGAUUUCGUCAAACCAGAUAAAAAAAGAGUAGGUAUAUCGUUUGAAGAAGAAACAAGCAUAACAGUGACUGAAACAAUUGCGUCUGAUAAGGAACGAGAAUAUUUGAAGAAACCGGAUAUUCCAGGUGAAAAAAUUAAUACCAGCUUUGACGCUCAUAAAAUCGCCGAACUUACUGAGGUUACACCAGCCAUUUAUCCAGGAGACCUUAAUGUAAAAACACCAGAGACAGCAGCAGCAAAAAAGGAACAUUUGCCGUUUGAGAGUAUCGUUCAAAGCGAAACUAUUGCAACAGAAACAGAAAUAGAAUUUCAAGAUAAACAAACCAAAACCGACACUGCUCAAAUAUCCAUUGCCGAGAUUAUCAGUGCUACUAUAUCUACUGAGAUUUUAGGCGAAAAGGAAGAUAUUCUUCAAAUUCCCAAAAAACCUAUAGAGAAAAAAGCCGAGAUUCAAUUUGCCGGACAUAUUAUUGCUGAGAAGAACGAAAUCACUCCAAAUUCUAGCACUGGAGAAUUGAUGGAGACAAAACCGAUUUCUAUUUCAGCCACAUUCUCGAAUAUUCCGUUAGAGGCAAUAGUAGCAAUGGAAACUCAGCCAACGGAAAUGGAGACUAUACUCAAGAAAGAUAAAAUACCAUCGAUGGUUCAAGCUGAUCUUUCCAUGAUGAUGGAACAAAGUGUAGAGAUAUCUUCGAUAAUUUUAGAGGAUAAAGAAACAGAAUAUAAGCCGAAGGAAAUACCAAAAACAAGAACAGCAGAGAAAGCUCUAAUCGAAACUCAUGGCGUCGCCGAAACAACAAUACAAAUCGCUAAUUUUAGCACUGGUGAAAUUGCUACUGGCGAAACACCACUGAUUGCCGUCGCAGUUCCAGAUCAUAUAAUGUUUAAUCCACUAGUAGAAUCACAGCUUGUUAUUCAAGAAGGAGAAGAGCAAUUUACGCCAGCAUUAAUGCCGGAAAAUAAAAUAGUAAACAUCGAUAUGGAAGAAAGUAAAGUCAUCGCAAGUAUAAAACAUAUAACACCAGCAGAUAAAGAAUCGACAUAUAUCGUUGAGGAACCGCGUCAAUACGCUGCUUCAUUCGAUAUUGAUGCUACUCACAGUAUAGCAGAAACGACCGCGGUAGCUAUUGAACAUUCUGUAGGAAAAGUAACCAUCAAAAAGCCAGACGUUAAAACCGUAUCACCUACACAUGAAGUACAUCAAAGCCUUUUAGUAACUGAAGACAUGAUUCAAGAUCAAGAGAAACCCUUCAAAGGCAAAUUCACACCAGAAAUGCACAAAAUAGAAUUAGCUGUCGAAGAAGGUAAGCACGUUACCUCUGUUACGGAAAUUAAAAUAGCUGACAAAGAAGCUCCCCUUGAAACAUUACAGGAAGAUAAAUCUCAUUUGGCACUCUCGGUUAUUGUUCCUGGUCACGAAGUCGCCGAGAGAUCUGAAAUAAUUACCAGUUCAAGUAUAGGUAAAAUGAACGAAGUUACAGUACCAACAAAAGUAACCGCGCUAAUUGGUCAAAAACCAUUUGAGACAGUACAAUUCUCCGAACAAACUUUAGUGGAGAAAGAAAUAGAUAGGAUUCAGGAGACGCCAUUAAUAAAAACAAAAGCGCAUGUUAUUUUAGAUGAAAAUAGAUUCGUUGCCAUUACAGAAUCUACUAAUGCUCAAGACAAUGAAGAGGAAUUUGCUACAAAGAAACUUCGCCUUGAAGCGGCAAAUCUUUUAAUGGAAGGUAAAGAAGUAGCUGAACGAACGGAAAUUAAUUUACGCGAAGAACUCGGAGAAUUACCUUCAGCAAUGAAACCGAUUGUAUGCGAAGCACAUAAAACACAAUCUACUUUGGAAGGUAUUGACGUCAGCGAAAUGGUUCCUCAAGAGCAAGGUGCAAUAUUCACUGAUAAAUUCAAACCCGAUAAGCGUAGCGCCGAGAUUAGCUUCGUCGAAGGGAAAAGUAUUACCGUAGAUCAUAUCUUAAUACAAGACAAAGAAGAAACGAUGAAUAUUCCGAAAUACGAAGAGAGUAUGGCAAGAAUAAAAUUAGCGAAACUUGGUAUGGAUAUUGCCCAAAAGGCUCAAAUAUUUAUCGAGCAAAAUACUGAACCGAUUAAAUCUUUCGAAAAAAUACAAGCCGAAGCUCACAUAAAACAAGACACAUUUCAACCUAUCAUAGUUCAUGAAGUUCCAAGUGCGGAAAGCGAACGUACUUUCGAUAAGUAUCCGAAGAUAAUAUUCAGUACAGCUAUGCCAACAUUCGAAGAAGGUCAUGGUGUAUUUAUUACGGAGAUAACAUCUGCCGAAGUCGAAGCAUCAUUGGAAGAGAAGAGACAUGAAAUAUCGCGAACAGCUGUCGAUACUAUUGUUACUGAGCACGAUAUACUAGAGACUAUAAUGGUAGAAUCGCGAGUAGACGUAUCUGAACAACCUUCAGAUUAUAUUUCAACACCUCAAAUUGCCACAUCAGCUCGAGACACGUUUGAAAGCAUUAUUGUUAACGAGAAUAUUGUUGAAGAAAGUGAGAAGACUUUCGAUGAUCUUUUUAAACCUGCGACACAAAAAGCGAAUAUUGAUAUAACGGAGUUAAAACCAUUACAAAUUUCAGAAACAAUUAUCGAAGACAAAGAAGGGAUGUUGAAUAUUGUUUCAAAGCAAACUGAAGUCAAAGCUACAUCAGAUAUCGAUUUAUUCCAAACUGUUGAAGGUUCUUUCGUAGAAAGUAUACAAAAUACUCGAGAACUUCAAGAAGAAAAACCACUUUCCUCUCAAGCAACUAUAAUUCAGACCACGGUGGAAUCAAUAGUAAAGUCAGAAACAACACCAGCCGAAAGAGAAGACAUCUUUGAGUGCAAAUUGCAACCCGAAGGGCAGAAAGGCAAACCACAAUUCGAAAGUCUUACAACGGUUGUAAUUACUGAGACAGCUUCUAAUGAAAUCGAAGAUAUCUUACCUGAAGCCAUUACACCAAAACAACAUCAGGCACAAUUAAAGUUAACAGGCAGAGAAACUGCAGAAAUCCUUCAAAUAGUAACAGCGAAUACAACCGAAGAUUUUGCAAAAUCUACUAAAUUAUAUGAACAAAGAGGUAAACCAGGACUCGAAGAAUUGUCAUCCUUAACUGUUUCCGAAAUUAUUUCCAAUGAAGUUGAAAAUCUUCUAGCUAGUAAAGUUAUUCCAAAAGAUAGCAAGGCUGAUUUCAAUAUUUCUGGUAGAGAAAUCGCUGAAACAAUUGAAAUAACAACAUUAUCUGAGACCAAUGAACUUGCUAUAGGAGGACCUGAGGAACAGAAAGGCAAUCAACAAAUUAAUGAAUUAAUUCCAUUGACUAUUUCACAAGUAAUUUCUAAUGAGGCCGAAGAAACAUUAGUUAGUGCUGAACUUCCUACGGGAAAAACAGCACAAUCAAAUUUGUUUGGUAGAGAUAUCGCGGAAACAACACUAGUUUUAACAAUGACUAAUGCCGAAGAACUCAUUCCUAAAAAAGAAACCGGAAAACAGAAAGGUAAACCUAGUCUCGAAGAAUUCAUACCAUUAAUAGUUUCACAAACAGAAUCUCAAGAAACUGAAAAUAUUCUUGAUAGCCUCAACAUACCAACUGAAAGAACGGCGCAAACAAGUUUAUAUGGUAGAGACAUAGCAGAAACUACAGAAAUAACGACUGCAUUAAGUUUAAAUAAAUUUGUAGAACUUGAAAAGCCCGAGAUACAAAAGGGAAAACCAAAUCUCGAAGAAUUAUUAUCCUUAAGUAUAACACAAACUAUAUCCAGUGAAGCGGAAGCUCUAUUGCCUAGUUCGGAAAUGCCUACGGAAAAAAUGGCGCAAACUAAUUUAUCUGGUAGAGAUGUAGCUGAAACUAGUCAAGUUUUAACGAUGAUGAGUGCAGAAGAACUUUCAAAUCAGAUAUCACCUGACGAACGUAAAGGGAAAGUACAAGUAGAAGAAUUAUCGUCCUUAACUAUAUCUCAAAUAUUAUCUCAUGAAACCGAAGAAACUUUCGAGAGUUCCAUUGCACCUAAUAGAUUCACUGCGGUGCCUACGAUGUCUGGUAGAGAAAUUGCCGAGAUUUCUCAGAUGCUUAUUGUCACAAAUGCUGAAGAACUUCCAAAACCUGAAAGUCCAACAAAACAAAAAGGUAAACCACAAUUAGACGAAUUUUCCUCACUUUUAGUUUCUCAAGUAAUAUCUACAGAGACAGAAGCACAACUGCCAAGUCUAAAAAAAUUAGAGGAGAAAACAGCCAUACCAUGUUUCUUAGGUAGAGAAAUAGCUCAGAAAAGCGAAAUUAUAACUGCUGCAACUGUAGAACAAAUACCCGAAUUGAAGGAAAAAAAUGAUCAAAAAGGAAAGCUAAGCAUUGAACAAAUGAGUUCUGUUACUGUGUCUGAGGUAAUUUCUACGGACAUAGAACAAGAAUUACCGACAUCAGAGAUUCCAAAACAGCAAAAAGCUCUCCCAAAAUUAUUCAGCAUAGAAGUCGCGGAGAUGUCAGAAAUUUUGACAGUGAGUAACGCUGAAGAGCUUGCAAGAUCACAAAUUCCCGAAGAACAGACAGGUAAACCAAACUUAGAAGAACUAAUUCCAUUGUCGAUCUUUGAAGUAUCUUAUAAUGAAACAGAAAAAGAAUUACUUACACCACACGAACCGACUAAACAAAUAGCCGAAAAAACUAUGCUAGGCAUGCGAGUUGCCGAGAAGUCACAAGUAUUUACAUCGUUGACAACGGAGGAGAUGACAGAGUCAGUUAAACCUCUGAUAAAAAAAUUAACACCAGAACAAAUACCCUUUGAGAGUAUACAACAAAUUGAGUCAAUUAUUCAUGAAAACGAAAGUUCAUUUCUUCCUGAUAAAAAGACACCAAGUACCACAGCCGAAGUUUCAUUCGACGUUUCUGAAGGUGUCGAAAUUAUUCAAGUAAUCGCAACAGAGAAGGAAACAAAGGAAGUUGUCAAAAGCCUGGAAGAAGCAGCUAAACAGACAGCUGAGCAAAAAAUGCAAAGUAUUCAUGUUGCAGAAAAAUCUCAAAUAGUUACAUCGUCAACAACAGGAGAGAUGAUGGCAUUUAUUAAGCCAGAGAUAAAGAAAAUAAUACCCGAACAAAUACCAUAUGUAAGCAUACAGCAAAUUGAAUCAAUUCCUCACGAAAGCGAGCAUUUGCUUCUUCCUGACAAGAAAACAUCAAGUAAAAAAGCCGAUAUUUUAUUCCGCGUUUCCGAAGGCGUCGAAGUUUUUCAAGUAACAGCUACGGAGAAAGAAGCAAAAGAAAUAAUAAAAAGUUUGGAAGAAGCAAGUCAACAAACAGCCGAACAGAAAAUGUUGACUAUGGGCGUUGCAGAACAAUCACAAGUAAUUGCAUCGUCAACAACAAAGAAUAUGAUUGAGUCCGUUAAGCCAGAAAUAAAGAAAAUAAUACCAGAACAAAUACCGUUUGAGAGUAUACAACAAACUGAAUCGAUUUCUCACGAAAGAGAAAGUUCGAUUGUUUCGGAAAAAGAUAUAGCCAUUGCAAUGGCCGAUAUUACAUUCCGCGUUUCUGAAGGUGUCGAAGUUAUUCAAGUAACCGCUACGGAAAAAGAAACGAAAAACAUCAUAGAAAGUUUGGAAAAAGCAACGAAACAGAUAGCUGAACAAAUCAUACCAACUAUGCGUGUUGCAGAACAAUCUCAAACUAUUACUUCAUCAACAACAAAAGAGAUGGUAGAAUCUACAAAACCUGAGACAAAGAGAAUAAUACCGGAACAAAUACCGUUUGAAAGUAUACAACUGAUUGAAUCAAUUCCUCAUGAAAGUGAACGUUCACUUCUCCUGGAUAAGAAAGUACCAACUACAAUGGCUGAUGUUUCGUUCCGCGUUUCCGAAGGAGUCGAAGUUAUUCAAAUAACAGCUACUGAAAAAGAAAUAAAAGAAAUAGUAAAAAAAGAAGAAGAAGCAAUUAAACAGACAGCAGAGCAAAAUAUAUUGGGCAUACGCGUUGCAGAACAGUCUCAAGUAAUUGCAUCGUCAACAACGAAAGAAAUUAUAGAAUUUGGUAAACCUGAAAUAAAGACAAUAAUACCGGAACAAAUACCGUUUGAAAGCAUACAGCAGAUCGAGUCAAUCCCUAAUGAAAGCGAGUAUACGCUUCUCCCUGAUAAGAAGAUACCAAGUACAAAGGCCGAUGUUUCAUUCCGUGUUUCCGAAGGCAUUGAAGUUAUUCAAGUAACUGCUACGGAGGAGGAAACAAAGGAAGUUGUAAAAAGUGUGAAAGAAGUAACUAAACAAGUAGCGGAGCAAGGUAUAUUAAGCAUGUCUGUUGCUGAAAAAACUCAAAUAGUUGCAUCAUCGACAACGGAGGAAAUUAAAGAAUCUUCAAAGCCUGAUGUAAAGAAAAUUAUUCCAGAACAAAUACCAUUCGAGAGUAUAUUACAAACCGAAUCAAUUCUUCAUGAAAGAGAAAGUUUACUUCUCCCCGAUAAAAAAACGCCAAGUACAAAGGCCGAUGUUUCAUUCUGCAUUUCUGAAGGCGUCAAAGUUAUCCAAGUAACCGCUACGGAGGAGGAAACAAAGGAGAUUGCUAAAAGUGUAGAGGAAACAACUAAACAAGUAGCCGAACAGAGCAUGUUAAGCAUGCCUGUUGCUGAAAAAACUCAAGUAGAAGCGUCAUCGACAAUACAGGAAAUUAUAGAAUCUUCUAAACCUGAGGAAAAGAAAGUCAUUCCAGAACAAAUACCAUUCGAGAGCAUACAACAGAUUGAAGCAAUUCCUCAUGAAAGGGAACGUUUGCUUCUUCCCGAUGAGAAGACACCAAGUACAAUAGCCGAUGUUUCAUUUCGAGUUUCUGAAGGAGUCGAAGUUAUCCAAGUAACCACUACGGAAAAGGAAACUAAAGAAAUCAUAAAAGGCUUGGAAGAAACAACUAAACAAAUAGCCGAGCAGAGCAUGCUGAGUAUGCCCGUUGCUCAAAAAUCUCAAAUGAUUGCAUCAUCAACAACAGAAGAGAUGAUGGAAUCUAUUAAGCCUGAAACGAAAAGAAUAAUUCCGGAACAGAUACCAUUUGAAAGUAUACAACAAAUUGAAUCAAUUCCUCAUGAAAGCGAACGCUCGCUUCUUCCGGAUAAAGAAACAUCAAUCGCAACGGCUGAUAUUACAUUCCGCGUUUCCGAAGGCAUCAAAGUUAUACAAAUAACCGCUACAGAAAAGGAAAUAAAAGAAGUUGUAAAAGAAGAAACAACUAAACAAAUAGCUGAUCAGAGUAUGUUAGGUAUGCUUGUUGUAGAACAAUCUCAAGUAAUUACAUCAUCAACAACAGAAGAGAUAAUAGAGCCUAUUAAGCCAGAAAUAAAGAAGAUAAUACCCGAACAAAUACCAUUUGAAAGUAUACAACAAAUCGAAUCAAUUCCUCAUGAAAGAGAAAGUUUGCUUCUCCCCGAUAAGAAAACACCAAGUACAAAGGCAGAUGUUUCAUUCCGUGUUUCUGAAGGAGUCGAAGUUAUCCAAGUAACAUCCACGGAGAAGGAAAUAAAAGAAGUUGCAAAAAGUGUAGAAGAAGCAACUAAACAAGUAAUCGAGCAGAGUUUGUUAAGUAUGUCCGUUGCUGAAAAAACUCAAGUGGUUCCAUCAUCAACAACGGAAGAAAUUAGAGAAUCUUCAAAGCCUGAAGUAAAGAAAAUUAUUCCAGAACAAAUACCGUUCGAAAGUAUACAACAAACCGAAUCAAUUCUUCAUGAAAGAGAAAGUUUGCUUCUCCCCGAUAAGAAAACGCCAAGUAUGAAAGCUGAUGUUUCGUUCCGUAUUUCCGAAGGUGUUGAAGUUAUUCAAGUAACAGCUGCAGAGGAAGAAACAAAGGAAGACGUAAAAAGUGUGGAAGAAGCAAACAAACAAGUAGCCGAUCAAAGCAUGUCAAGUAUUUCUGUUGCUGAAAAAAUUGAAGUUUUUACAUCAUCAACAACAGAGGAAAUUAAAGAAUCUUCCAAGCCCGAAGUAAAGAAAAUUAUUCCAAAACAAAUACCGUUCGAGAGUAUACUACAAACCGAAUCAAUUCUUCAUGAAAGAGAAAGUUUGCUUCUUCCCGAUAAGAAAAUACCAAGUACAAAGGCCGAUAUUUCAUUCCGUGUUUCUGAAAGCGUCAAAGUUAUCCAAGUAACCGCUACGGAAGAGGAAACGAAGGAUGUUGCUAAAAGUGUAGAAGAAGCAACUAAACAAGUAGCCGAACAGAGCAUGUUAAGUAUGCCCGUUGCUCAAAAAUCUCAAGUAAUUACAUCAUCAGAAACAAAGGAAAUUAUAGUGUCUGCCAAGCCUGAGGAAAAAAAAAUCAUUCCAGAACAAAUACCGUUCGAGAGUGUACAACAAACCGAAUCAAUUCUUCAUGAAAAAGAAUGUUUGCUCCUCCCUGAAAAGAAAAUACCAAGUACAAAGGCCGAUGUUUCGUUCUGCAUUUCUGAAGGCGUCAAAGUUAUCCAAGUAACCACUACGGAGGAGGAAACGAAGGAUAUUGCUAAAAGUGUAGAGGAAGCAACUAAACAAGUAGCCGAACAGAGCAUGUUAAGCAUGCCUGUUGCUGAAAAAACUCAAGUAGAAGCGUCAUCGACAAUGCAGGAAAUUAUAGAAUCUUCUAAACCUGAGGAAAAGAAAGUCAUUCCAGAACAAUUACCAUUCGAGAGUAUAUUACAAACCGAAUCAAUUCCUCAUGAAAGAGAAAGUUUGCUUCUCCCCGAUAAGAAAACGCCAAGUUCAAAGGCCGAUGUUUCAUUCCGCGUUUCUGAAGGCGUCAAAGUUAUCCAAGUAACCGCUACGGAGAAGGAAAUAAAGGAUGUUGUAAAAAGUAUAGAAGAAGCAACUAAACAAGUAGCCGAACAAAGCAUGCUAAGUAUGCCCGUUGCUCAAAAAUCUCAAGUAAUUACGUCAUCAGAAACAGAGGAAAUUAUAGUAUCUGCCAAGCCUGAGGAAAAGAAAAUCAUUCCAGAACAAAUACCAUUUGAGGGCAUACAACAAAUUGAACCAAUUUCUCAUGAAAGCGAACGUUUACUUGUUCCUGAUAAAGAAAUGACAAGCGCAACAGCUGAUGUGUCAUUCCGCAUUUCCGAAGGAGUCGAAAUUAUCCAAGUAAUCGCUACAGAGAAAGAAAUAAAAGAAGACGUAAAAAAUUCGGAAGAAGUAACUAAACAAAUAGCCGAUCAAAGCAUGUUAAGCAUGGCAGUUGCUGAAAAAUCUCAUGUGAUUGCGUCAUCAUCAACGAAGGAAAUGAUGGAAUUUGUUAAACCUGAUGUAAAGAAAAUAAUAGCAAAACAAAUACCAUUUGAGAGUGUACAACAAAUAGAAACGAUUCCUCAUGAAAGCGAACGUUCUAUUAUCGUUGAAAAAGUGAUAGCAAGUGCUUCAGCCGAAGUUUCGUUUCGCAUUUCGGAAGGUGUUGAAGUUACCCAAAUAACUCCUACAGAGAAAGAAACAAAAGAAGUCGUCAAAGGUCUUGCUAAGGAAAAAAUCGCGCAAGCAGAUAUAAUUGAACGAAAAGUUGCUCUAAAAACUGAAAUUCAUCCGGAAAAUGUAGUAUCGGAAUUCAGUGUUUCAAAACCAGACAGUAAAACAGCUCAUGAUGUCAAAGAUGAAAAACAAUGUAUAAUUGUUACUGAAUUGCAACACAUUACUGAAAUUGAAUCCAAUCUGUCCGAACCCGUAAUUCCAAUAGUACCAAAAAUAGCAAGCACAUCUUUUGAAGCCGACUACUUAGAAAAAAUUUUAGAAACUACAGAAGCAUCAGAGCAACAACAUCAUAUCACAGUCACACAACACACCACAAUACACGAAACAAAACAACCAACAAAUGAAUCUGAUACUGAAGUAAUUGAAGAAUAUAUCACAAAAUUUAAAACUAAAGAAAAUGAAACGCCAGCGAUUAAAACAAAGAAAACUAUAAUUCGUAAAAAGAAACCAAAAACUAAAUCAGAAGAAGAAAAAAUUAUAGUAAUUGAAGAAGAAAUAGAAGACAUAGAACCACAAAUACCAUCCAUACCAAAAAAACAAUUUAUGCAUAUUGAAGAAGUAACAGGACAAAUAGAAAUAGAAGAAAUAGUACCAACAAAAAUUGAAGAAUUAGAAGAAACCGCUCAAAAUCAAGAAGAAAUAAAAACGGUAAUACAAAACGGAGAAAUAUCAGUUAUAGAAGAAAAACAAUUAUUAAUAAGUGCACCUAUAGAUAAACUAAAAGAAAAAAUCGUUUCUCCUGUAUCACAUUCUAAAUUCGUCAAACUUCCCUUUGAACAGGAGGAAAUAAAGAAACAAGUGACAGUGACUGAAGAGGUAAUCGAAGGAAAGGAACCAAAAAAGAUAAUUAAAAAGAAAAUCAUUAAACGUAAAGGAAAGAAACAGCAGAUAACAGAAGAAACAACAAUAGAGGAAAAAGGACAAAUACCUGUAACAACAAUUACAGAAGGUCCAGUAGAAGAAGUUAUUCAAGAAUCUGUUCUUUCACUGUUAUCUUCUGAAUUCAUAGAACCUCUUGAAAAGGAAGAGAUAAAAGAGGAAGUAACAGUAACUGAAAUAGUAGACGGGAACAAACCCCAGAAAAUAACUAAAAAGAAAAUUAUCAAACAUAAAGGACAGAAACAGCAAGUGAUCGAAGAAAUAAUUACAGAAGAAGAAGGACGAUUACCUGUAACUACAAUUACAGAAGGACCAGUGGAGGAAAUCAUUAAAGAGAUUAUUCUUCCUAAAUCACAUAUAGAAUUCAUCAAGCCCGAAAAUGAAGAAACAAGGGAACAAGUAACAGUAACUGAAGAAGUAAUCGAAGGGAAAAAACCGAAAAAGACCAUUAAAAACAAAAUAAUUAAACGCAGAAAGCAGAAAGAGCAGGUGACGGAAGAAACAACUAUAAAAGAAAAGAGACAACUACCUAUAACUACAAGUACGGAAGGUCCUGUAGAAAAAAUCGUCGAAGAAACCGUACUUCCUCUACUACAACCCAAAUUACCCUUUGAAGAAGAAAUGAGGAAGCAAGUAACAAUAACUGAGGAAAUAAUCAAGGAAGAAAAAUCAAAAAAGAUUUCUAAAAAUAAAAUUGUUGAAGAGCAGAAACAAUGGGUAACAGAAGAGAUAAUAGAUUCAAAGAGACAAUUACCUAUAAUAACAAUUAUUGAAAGUCCGAUAGAAGAAAUUGCUGAAGAAAUUGUAUUCCUUUUGCCACAGGCUGAAUUUGCAACGCUCCUUGACGAGAAGGAAAUAAGAGAGACGGAGCUAAUUAUAGUGACUGGAGAAUUAAUUAAAGGAAAAAAACCGAAAAAAAUCACUAAAAAGAAAGUUAUUAAAGGACAGAAACAAGUGACAGAAGAGACAACAAUAGAGGAAAAGGAACAACUACCUGUAACAACAAUUACAGAAGGUAUGGUAAAAGAAAUCACAGAAAUCAUACUUCCUCCACUACAACCUGAAUUCGCUAAGCCUCUUGAAGAGGAAGAAAACAAGGAGCAAAUAACAAUAACUGAACAAGUAAUCGAAGAAAAGAAACCGAAAAGAAUCACUAAAAACAAAAUAAUUAAACAUAAAGGACAUAAGGAGCAGAUGACGAGAGAAACUACAGAGGAACAGCAACAACUACCUGUAAAAAUAGUUACGGAAGGUACAGUAGAAAAAAUUGUACUUUCUUCUCCUCAACCUGAAUUCGCCAAACCCCUUGAAGAAGAGAAAAUACAGAAGCAAAUAAUUGAAGAAGCAAUCGAAGGAAAGAAGCCGAAAAAAAUCACUAAAAAGAAAAUUAUUAAACGCAAAGAACAAAAACAACAGAGAACGGAAGAAACUAUACAGGAACAGGAACAACUACUUGUAACAGUCAUGGAAAGUCUGGCGGACGAAAUCGUUGAAGAAACUAUACUUCCUCUACCACAAUCCGAAUUCGAGAAGCGCAAUGAAGAUGAAGAAAUAAGGAAGCAAGAAACAAUAACUGAAGAAAUAAUUGAGGAUGAAAAACCGAAAAAGAUUACUACGAAGAAAAUUAUUAAACGUAAAGGACAGAAACAGCAAGUUUCAAAAGAGACAACCAUAGAGGAAAAGGAUCAACCAUCAAUAACAACAAUUAUGGAAAGUCCAGUAGAAGAAGUUGUUGAAGAAAUUAUAUUUCCUCUAUUACAAUCCGAAUUCGCUAAGCCCUUUGAAGAAGAAGAUAUAAGGGAACAAGUAAUAGUAACUGAAGAAAUAAUUGAGAGUGAAAAACCGAAAAAGAUUACUACAAAGAAAGUUAUUAAACAGAAAGGACAGAAACAGCAGGUGACACAAAAAACAACGGUAGAAGAACAAGGACAACUACCUAUAACGACAAUUACAGAAGGUCCAUUAGAAGAAAUUGUUAAAGAAACUGAAUAUUCUAUGCCACAAUCCAAAUGCGCCAAGCCCUUUGAAGAAGAAGACAUAAGCGAGCAAGUAACAAUAACUGAGGAAAUAAUUGAGGGUGAAAAACCGAAAAAGAUUACUACGAAGAAAGUCAUUAAACGUAAAGGACAGAAACAGCAAGUGACAAAAGAGACAACCAUAGAGGAAAAGGGUCAACCAUCAGUAACAACAGUUAUGGAAAGUCCAGUAGAAGAAAUUGUUGAAGAAACUGUACUUCCUCUAUUACAAUCCGAAUUCGCUAAGCCCUUUGAAGAAGAAGAUAUAAGAGAGCAAGUAAUAGUAACUGAAGAAAUAAUUGAGGGUGAAAAACCGAAAAAGAUUACUACAAAGACAAUUAUUAAACAGAAAGGACAGAAACAGCAGGUGAUACAAGAAACAACUGUAGAAGAACAAGGACAACUACCUAUAACAACAAUUACAGAAGGUCCAUUAGAAGAAAUCGUUGAGGAAACUGAAUAUUCUAUGCCACAAUCCGAAUUCGCCAAGCUUUUUGAAAAAGAAGACAUAAGGGAGCAAAAAACAAUAACUGAGGAAAUAAUUGAGGGUGAAAAACCGAAAAAGAUUACUACAAAGACAAUUAUUAAACAGAAAGGACAGAAACAGCAGGUGAUACAAGAAACAACUGUAGAAGAACAAGGACAACUACCUAUAACAACAAUUACAGAAGGUCCAUUAGAAGAAAUCGUUGAGGAAACUGAAUAUUCUAUGCCACAAUCCGAAUUCGCCAAACUUUUUGAAAAAGAAGACAUAAGGGAGCAAGAAACAAUAACUGAGGAAAUAAUUGAGGGUGAAAAACCGAAAAAGAUUACUACGAAGAAAGUCAUUAAACGUAAAGGACUGAAACAGCAAGUGACAAAAGAGACAACCAUAGAGGAAAAGGGUCAAUCACCAGUUAUAGAAAGUCCAGUAGAAGAAGUUGUUGAAGAAACUGUACUUCCUCUAUUACAAUCCGAAUUCACUAAGCCCUUUGAAAAAGAAGAUAUAAGGGAGCAAGUAACAGUAACUGAGGAAAUAAUUGAGGAUGAAGAACCGAAAAAGAUUACAAAGAAAGUUAUUAAACAGAAAGAACAGAAACAGCAAGAAACAACUAUAGAGGAACAAGGACAACUACCUAUAAUAACAGUUACAGAAGGUCCAUUAGAAGAAAUCGUUGAGAAAACUGUUCUUCCACUAUCUCAUCCCAAAUUUGUAAAACCUUGUAAAAAGGAAGAAGUAAAGGAGGAAACAAAAGUAACUGAAAUAGACGUCGAAACGAAAAAACCGAAAAAAAUCACUAAAAAGCAAAUUAUUAAAGGACAGAAACAACAAGUAACUGAAGAAAUAACUGUAGAAGAAAAUGAUAAAUCACCCGUAACAUCAAUUACAGUUGGCCCAAUCGAAGAAAUUGUUGAAGAAACUUUAUUAUCUUCACAACCUGAUUUCAUCAAAAUUGAAGAAGAAAAUAUAAAAAGAGAUACAUUAAUUGAAAAGCUAGUAAAAGAAGAAAAACCAAAGAAGAUUAAAAAGAAAAUUAUUAAACAAGGAAGUACCAAAAGAAUAAUUAUAAGUAAUGAGGACAAAGAGGAACAGGGGACAAAAGUUACAAAUCUUCACGCAGACACUACACCUGAAAUACACAUUAAAUACGAUGAAAUGAUAAAAUCUAAAAUCAGUAAAAAGACUUUGGAAGAUACCAGAGAAGAAGGGCUAUAUCAGGAAGAAGAAUCAAUUUACGAAAUGCCUGAAGAAAUUAUAGAAGAAGUUGUAACAAAAGAAAUAGAGAUUCAAAAAGCUCAACUCCUUACACAUAAAGAAGAAUCGGUAGAAAUUACAGAAAUAGAUCUCAAGGAAGCACCAAUAGAAAAAAAGAAAAUAUCUAUCAAAGAAGAGAACGAGAAUAUUGAAAAACCGAUACAGAAAGACAUUAAGACAAAACAAGUACCAAAGAAAAAUGAACGUGUUAAGGUCGAGGAAAUAAAAUCAGAAGAAAUGCCAUCCAAAAAAAUAAUUAAGAAAAAGGAACCCAUGAUAGACACUGCUGACGUUUUUGAGCAAGUAGAAGAAAUCCAAACGGACAUACCAAAGAAAGAAAAGGCUAAAACUAUCGUGGAAGACAAAAAAGAAACUAUUACAGUUACAAAAAUAGAUACACAACAAUCAAUUGUUAAAGUACCUGAGGAGAAAAUUGAUCAGAAACCAAUUGAAGAUACUCAAAUAAUUGUUAAAGAAAAAAUAGUCGAACUUAUCGAAACACCGAUAGAAAAGAAAAUAAAGAGAAAAAAGGGAAAAUCUCAUGAAGAUAAUGUAUUACAAGAAAUUGUUGAAGAAAUUGUUUUAGAUGAACCAGAGAUAGAACAAGCUCAAACUAUAUUCACUCCUAGAGAGAGUAUCGAAGUUGUGCAAAUCUUAACUGAAUCCUCUGUUACUAAAUUCACAGAAGCUGAAGCUGUACCAAGAAAAGCUGCGAUACACGAAAUUAAAAAAGAAAAAAGCCCGAUAAAGACAAUUUUACGGGAAGAAACAAACACGAUUCCUGUGCAGGAACAAAUUACUAUCGAAGUUACUAAAGAAAUACUAGACAAAAAACUAAAAGAAGAAGAAAUAAAAUUGACUGUUAUAACAAAAGAAGGAAUCGAAGUUACUGAGGCAAUUCCGGAUACUUCUAUUGAGGAUCUUCUUGAAACAAUAAAACCAGUGAAAGAAACGAUACUGCCAGUGAAAGAAGAAGAACCACAAGUUGAUAUAAAAGAAGUUACGGUGAAGAAAGCACCGAAAAGAAUUAAACCAGUACAUGUAAGUAAACAACAAGUUAAAGAAGAAAUUAUCGAAGAUAUUAUAUUAAAAAAACCAACACAAGAAAAAGUAGAAGAAAUAAUAAUUGCAAAUGAGGAAAUAGAAACUACGGAAAUUAUUUCCGAAAUCAUAACUAAUGAAAUUGAUAAAAAUAAAACACAAGAAGAGCAAAUUAUGCUAGAAAAGAUAAAUGAUAGUGUAAAAUCAGUUAUAGAAGUGAAGGAAGACCGACCAGAAGAAGCAGUAGAGGACAUAAAAAUGAAAAGGCCCAAAAAGGAAAAGGUUAAAAAGGAUGUACUUUUACAAGAAAGUGUUGAAAUUUCAGAAGUAACAACAGAAGUAGUACCUGAAGAAUUCAUCACGGAAAAAACGUUUGCUGAAGAGGAAGCAGAAUUAAGUGUUACACCAAUAGAAAUUAUUGAAAUUAGUAAAGUUGAUCUAGCUGUAGCAGAUGAAAUAACAAAAAAGAAAAAAGUAAAACCUAGGAAGACUGACAUUAAAAAAGAAAAAGAGAAAGAAUUAGCUCCUAUCGAAAAAGAAGAGAUCACUCCAGAAAAAAAACAGGAAGAAGAAAUAGGAGAAAAAAUAACAUCCAGCCAACCUAAAUUAGAACAAAUAAAAAUAAAGAAAAUUAUACUAGAAACUACAGGAGAAAUAAUUCCCGAAGUUAAAAUGAAAGAUACUUUAAAAGAGAAAAAACCCGAAGAUGAAUUGAAGGAAAUAAAAACAAUACAUUCCGAAAAAAUAAAGGAAUUUGAAAAACCAAAAGAAGAAAUUACUGCAGAAGAAAAACCAAUGGAGCUUAAAUCUAUCGAGAAAAUAAAAGAAAAGAAAGUUAUAAAGAAAAAGAAGAAAAAAAUCGUCAAGAAAGACGAUAUAGAGGAAUGGAUAGAACCUGAGUAUGAAAGACCGGUAUUAGAACCAAUGCCUGAAAAAAUUCAAUGGGAGCCAAUGAAAAAGAAAAAAGAAAAAAAAAUAUUGCCUGAAUCUGUGCAAAAAUUAGUUCCACAGAAAAUUGAAAGAAAAGAAAUCAAACCUACAAAAUUAAAAUAUAUUGAACCAAUGCAAGAAAUAAUCCAAUUUGGCACAAUUAAAUUGAAAAAAGUACCAAUUGUUAAGAAAAAAGAAAUAAUUGAACCAAUUUUUCCUAAAAUCAUGUUACGAAGUAAAGUUACAUUUGUCGAUGACUAUCCGGCACAAUUACAAAUACCAAAAGUUACGUAUAUAGAAAAAAAUCCAAUACAAGCUGGCAUUUUAUCUAGAAAUACAGAAGAAGCAUUACAAGUUAUAAAGAAGAAAUACAAAAAACCUAAAGUCUUAGAGAAAGAUUUGAUUGAAUUAGAGAAAUUAGAUAAGGAGUUUGAAGAACUAAAAAAAGUUCCUUUAGAACAAAUAGAAGACAAAUCUAUUUAUGAACGUACACUCAAGAAGACGCAGAAAACGUUCGAAGAAUCACAAAAGCUUAUUAUUGGAAAAGGUGAAAUAAAACAAGAAGAUAAAAUUAUACCGGAAGAGAUCAAACUAAAGAAAAUACCGAUAAAAAAAUUAGAACAAGAAACAGAAAAUAAAGAAACACCUAAAAUAAAAGAAUCCAUAAAGGAUAUGCCUCUAGAAAAAGAACAACAACCUCAAAAAACAUUCAUAUCUGAUGAAUUCAAACCAAUAAAAUUUGAUAAGCCAGAAAUUGAAAAAUAUGUACCUGAAGAAUUCGAAAUAAACAAAAAAUCAGAAAAUGAACCUGACUCGAAAUCAUAUAAACCAUUUAAGAGAAAAAAACCUGAACAAGAUAUGGAGCAAAUUCCUUUAAUAAAGGGUAUACCAAAGCCACAGGAACAUGAAGAAGAACCCGAGAUCAAUUUUCGAAUACCAACUUCAGAAAAACCCGAAGAUGAACCUGAAACAAUAAUUUUAAAAAGCUGGACAAAAAAUAAACCCGAAGAAGAAAGCAUAGAAGAACAGCCAACUAAGGAAAAAGACAUUAUACCAAUGACGCCCAAAGACAUUAUUGAUGACUUUACAGUAAAACAGAAGAAGAAACAGAAAAAGAUCAAAGAGAAAGAAAUAAAAUUACAGGACAGUAGUGAGGAUACUACGUUAAAAAAUAUUCCUGAAGAAAAGCAAGAGAUACCAACAGAAAAAUUAAUUGUAAAAAGAAAGAAGUUAGAACCGAAAGAAAAGCAAGGUGAAGUAGAUAUCUCUCAAGAAGUGUUAUUAAAAAAACCAAAGCAGUUUACUGAAGACAAAAUAGAAAUAGAAGCUGAAGUAUCAAUUAUAAAACCGACUACCAAGGAGAAGAAAGAAGAUGCCAAAGAAAUCAUUGAAGAAAUUACAGUAAAGAAAAAACCAAAGAAAAAAUCCAUAACCGAUGAUCUUGCUACUGAAAUAAUUGUAAAAGAACUUGGUCUAAAAGAGAAAGAACAAAUGCCGGAAGAAAUCCCUGAAGAAGUAGUACUAAACAAACCAAAAGAAGAAUCUGUCAAGGAAGAAGUCGCUGACAAAGUAACGAUUGAAAAAUUAAUUACUGAAAAAAGAAAAGAAGAAACUGAGGAAGUUACGUUUAAAAAGAAACCAAAGAAAAAACCUGUUAUAGAUGAAUCUGCUGCAGAAAUAACUGUAAAGAAACCCGUUCCAAAGGAGAAAGAGCAAGUACCGGAAGAAAUCUCUAAAAAAGUGGUACUAAAGAAAUCAAAACAAGAAAUUCCCAAAGAAGAAAUCGCAGAUGAAGUGAUGAUUAAGAAACCGGUUGUCGAAGAAAGAAAAGAAGAUGUAAAAGACGUCACUGAAGAAGUUACGUUGAAAAAGAAACCAAAAAAGAAGCCUGUUACAGAGGAAUCUGCUACUGAAAUAACUGUAAAGAAACCCGUUCCAAAAGAGAAAGAGCAAAUGCCAGAAGAAAUCUCUGAAGAAGUAGUGCUAAAGAAAUCAAAACAAGAAAUUCCCAAAGAAGAAAUCGCAGAUGAAGUGACGAUUAAGAAACCGGUUGUCGAAGAAAGAAAAGAAGAUGUAAAAGACGUCACUGAAGAAGUUACAUUGAAAAAGAAACCAAAAAAGAAGCCCGUUACAGAGGAAUCUGCUGCUGAAAUAACUGUAAAUAAACCCGUUCCAAAAGAGAAAGAGCAAAUGCCAGAAGAAAUUUCUGAAAAAGUAGUGCUAAAGAAAUCAAAACAAGAAAUUCCCAAAGAAGAAAUCGCAGAUGAAGUGACGAUUAAGAAACCGGUUGUCGAAGAAAGAAAAGAAGAUGUAAAAGAAAUCACCGAAAAAGUUACGUUAAAAAAGAAACUAAAGAAAAAGCCUGUUACAGAGGAACCGACUGCUGAAAUAACUGUAAAGAAACCCAUUCCAAAAGAGGAAGAGCAAAUGCCAGAAGAAAUCUCUGAAGAAGUAGUGCUAAAGAAAUCAAAACAAGAAAUUCCCAAAGAAGAAAUCGCAGAUGAAAUGAUGAUUAAGAAACCGGUUGUCGAAGAAAGAAAAGAAGAUGUAAAAGAAGUCACUGAAGAAGUUAUGUUGAAAAAGAAACCAAAAAAGAAGCCUGUUACAGAGGAAUCUGCUGCUGAAAUAACUGUAAAGAAACCCGUUCCAAAAGAGGAAGAACAAAUGCCAGAAGAAAUCUCUGAAGAAGUAGUGCUAAAGAAAUCAAAACAAGAAAUUCCCAAAGAAGAAAUCGCAGAUGAAAUGAUGAUUAAGAAACCGAUUGUCGAAGAAAGAAAAGAAGAUGUAAAAGAAGUCACUGAAGAAGUUACGUUGAAAAAGAAACCAAAAAAGAAGCCUGUUACAGAGGAAUCUGCUGCUGAAAUAACUAUAAAGAAACCCGUUCCAAAAGAGGAAGAGCAAAUGCCAGAAGAAAUUUCUGAAAAAGUAGUGCUAAAGAAAUCAAAACAAGAAAUUCCUAAAGAAGAAAUCGCAGAUGAAGUGACGAUUAAGAAACUGGUUGUCGAAGAAAAAAAAGAAGAUGUAAAAGAAGUCACUGAAGAAGUUACGUUGAAAAAGAAACCAAAAAAGAAGCCCGUUACAGAGGAAUCUGCUGCUGAAAUAACUAUAAAGAAACCCGUUCCAAAAGAGAAAGAGCAAAUGUCAGAAGAAAUUUCUGAAAAAGUAGUGCUAAAGAAAUCAAAACAAGAAAUUUCCAAAGAAGAAAUCGCAGAUGAAGUGACGAUUAAGAAACCGGUUGUCGAAGAAAGAAAAGAAGAUGUAAAAGAAGUUACUGAAGAAGUUACGUUGAAAAAGAAACCAAAGAAGAAGCCCGUUACAGAGGAAUUUAUUGCUGAAAUAACUGUAAAGAAACCCGUUCCAAAAGAGGAAGAACAAAUGCCGGAAGAAAUCUCUGAAAAAGUGGUAUUAAAGACAUCAAAACAAGAAAUUCUCAAGGAAGAAAUCGCAGAUGAAGUGACGAUUAAGAAACCGGUUGUCGAAGAAAGAAAAGAAGAUAUAAAAGAAGUCACAAAAGAAGUUACGUUGAAAAAGAAACCUAAGAAAAAGCCCGUUACAGAGGAAUUUGCUGCUGAAAUAACUGUAAAGAAACCCGUUCCAAAAGAAGAAGAGCAAAUACUGGAAGAAAUCUCUGAAAAAGUAAUAUUAAAAAAACCAAAAGAAAAAUCUUUCAAAGAAGAAGUUGUUGACGAAGUGACAAUUAAGAAACCAAUUGUCGAAGAAAGAAAAGAAGAUAUAGUUGAAGAAAUUACUUUAAAACCUAAGUCAAGAAGGAAGAUGUUCGAAACGGAAGAAAUGUCAGAAGUAACUAUUGUGAAACCUGUAAAAGAUAAAAAAGUAGAAGAAAUUGCAGAAAUAUCUGCAGAUAUAUUAUUAAGGGAAAAAGAACCAAUACCAGAAAUUAAAGAUGUAAUUACAGAAGAAUUAACUAUUCGGAAAAUCGAGAUUAUAGAACAACCUGAAGAAGUAAUUGAAGAAUUUACUUUGAAACGCAAACCACCGAAAAAAGCUCCGAAACCAAUUGAAGAAAUUUAUGAAGAUGUUACUUUACGUAAAUUACGAUCAAAGAAAAAGUCUAGACCAGAUAUCAGAGAAGUUACUGAAGUAGAGAAUGUAACAUUUAGACCACGUUAUACAAAAAGAAAAGAGGAUGUAGAACAAGAAUUUAAAAUCUCAUUAAAUACAUAUGAAGAAGAAGAUAUUUCUAUGUCCGGUAAAGUACGUCUAAAACCAAAAAGACGGCCGCUUACAUAUUCUGAAGAGACUGGAGAGGAAACAAUCAAAAUUAUUCAAGAAAUCGAAGAUUUUGGUCCGAUUAUUGAAGAAGUCAUCAAUGAAUCAGAAGAAGAAGGGAAAGAAGAAUACAGCAUCGAAGAGCUUGAUAUCGAUGAAAUGAAUAUUCCGCUAAGACGAAAGAAAAAGAAACAAAAAGCUCCAUAUAUUGUAGAAGAAAUUGAAGAUGAUAUUAAAUUACAAUUGAAUCGUGAUAGAAAAUACUCAUACGAGAAAGCCGAUACCGAAUCUUUGGCGCUGAAGUUGAAAAGCAAGAGACGUAUUUCCACAUUCGAAGAAGUGGAGGAAUUUGAAUAUGUUGUUAGAGAAGGUGAUACAAUGUUUUCAAUUUGUUCUUAUAUUGCUGAAACAGAAGAAGCUAUUAAUUUAGUAGAAGGAGAAAAAAUUUAUAUUAUCGAUCAUACUAAUCAAGAUUGGUGGUUUGUAAAGAAACAUUUGACCGAAGAAAAAGGUUGGGUACCGGCGCAAUAUUUAUUGGAUGAAGCACGUUACACUGUUUACUUGCAACGAAAAUUGCAUGAAAAGAUUGACAAAUUGCCAAUCUUUGAAAAGCCUGCCCCUGGAGAAAAAGCCUCAGCACCAAGAUUUAUUGAAAAAUUACAACCAAUUCAUACAUUAGAUGGUUACACCGUGCAAUUCGAAUGUCAAGUAGAAGGCAUACCAAGACCACAAAUAACUUGGUUCCGCCAGACUGCUAUUAUCAAACCAUCUACUGAUUUUCAAAUAUAUUAUGACGAGGAUAACGUUGCUACCUUGAUAAUCAGAGAAGUCUUUCCCGAAGAUGCCGGCACUUUUACCUGCGUUGCGAAAAAUGCUGCAGGAUUUGCGUCCAGUACUACUGAGCUUAUUGUCGAAGCUCCUUUGUCAGAUCACGGAUCAGAUGUUACUGGUCUCUCGAGAAAAAGUCUUUCGAGAGAAUCAUCUUUAGCCGAUAUAUUAGAGGGUAUACCACCUACAUUUUCACGAAAGCCGAAAGCGAAAUAUGUGAAUGAAGGUGACGAUGUGAUAUUAGAAUGUCGAUUGGUCGCUGUACCAGAACCAGAAAUAACAUGGCAUUACAAAGACGUCCCAGUAAUUAGUCAACAGAACAUUAUUGUUGCAACUGAAAGUGACAUGCAUAUGUACUGCAGUGUCAUAAAUUUCACUAAAAUUCAAAAGAAGCAGGAAGGAAGAUACAAGAUUAUUGCUAAAAACAGAGAGGGCGAGGCUACUAUCGAUAUUCCUGUAAAGGUGAAAACUGGAAAAAACGAACCACCUGAAAUUUUAGAACCGUUACAAUCCUAUAUUGUUAAAGAAGGUGAAACUAUUGUCUUAUCGACUCAAAUAGUCGGUAAUCCAUCACCGAAAAUAACAUGGUACAAAGACGGGAAGCCGUUAAAGGGCUCACAAUUAAAGCAAGACGGACAUGUUAAUACAUUAAACUUGAUCCAACCUCAAUUAGCAGAUAGUGGAGAAUAUUCGGUUAUAGCUAUCAAUGAUAUGGGCAAAGCUGAGACUCGGGCUACAUUAACUGUUGAGAAAGUACCAAGUGGCGCUCCAGAACCACCAUUAUUCACCAAACGUUUCCAAGAGGUAAUCGUUCCGGAAAAAGAUACUUUUAAGUUAGUUGCCAAAGUUAUUGGUAAUCCCGUUCCCGAAGUUACUUGGCUUAGAAACAACAAACCACUUGAUAAAUCGAUCAAUAUCAUAGAAAGUUAUGAUGGUGAGAACAUCCUACUUGAAAUUAAAAAUGCAGACUCUGAAGUCGAUGCUGGAGAUUAUAAAUGUGUCGCUAGUAAUCCAGUCGGAAAAGCUUCUCACGGUGCAAAAGUCACAGUAGAUGUUGCUAAAGUUUUUUUCACGAGGAAUUUGCAAAAUGAAAUCAUAGUCAACGAAUACAAAACUCUAGAAUUAAGCUGUGAAACAUCCCAUACUGUUUCUACGAUAUGGUGGCACAAUGAUAAAGAAAUUAGCGGGAUGGAUCAUCGCGAGAUAAUUCAGGAAGGACGUCUACACAAGUUACUUAUUAAGAAAAGUAGUCUUUCCGAUGCAGGAACAUAUAAAUGUACUGUCAAGAACCAAAUGACGUUUAGCAAUGUUAUCGUUAAGGCUACCAAGCCAGAAUUCGUCAGGAAAUUGCAAGACUUUGAGGUAAAAGAACGCGACGUGGCGAUUUUAGAGGUUGAGAUCACAUCUCAAACAGCCGAUGUCACAUGGCGAAAAGAUGGUGAAUUAUUAACACCAAGCAAAGGAAAACUAGAAUUUAUGAAAGAUGGUACCAUAAGGAAACUUUUCAUCAGGAAUACAUCGGUUCACGACGAAGGCGAAUACACAUGCGCUCUUCUAGAUCAAGAGUGUACAGCGGAAGUUACAGUUGUCGAAUUACCACCGGAGAUUAUUAUCAAAAUGCAAGACAUAACUAUAGCUACAGGGGAGAAAGCAACUUUCGACAUAGAAUUAACAAAAGGUGACGCUCUGGUACGCUGGUUCAAAGACGGACAAGAAUUGCAAUUUUCUGAGCACGUGCGAUUGUCAAUCGAUGGCAAAAGACAAAAAUUGAAAAUUUAUGACACUGAAGUAGAAGAUGCAGGAAUCUAUUCCUGUCAAGUUGGUGGUCAAACUUCGUUAGCCAGACUGACAGUCGAAGAAUCUGAAGUAGAUUUUAUUAAAAAAUUACCAGAUAUUACUUUAGUGCCUCUCAACACUGAUGCAACUUUUCUUAUCGAAUUAUCACGUGCCGAUGUACCGGUAACAUGGUUAAAGAAAAAUGAAAUGAUCGAUUGUGCACAAUCGAAAUAUAAUGUUAUCGACGAAGGAAAUGUUAAAAAGCUCAUUGUUAAAAAAUGCACGACCGAAGAUAUCACUGAAUAUACUGCUACAGUUGCCAAUGUGAAAACAUCAUCGAGAUUAAAAAUCGAAGUUAUUGAAACAUCGCCUAAAAUUCAUCCUGAUACGCUUAAAAAAUAUAAAACGAUGAAAGGCGAUGACAUUGAUAUUGUUGUCAAAUUCGCGGCUAAGCCAAUUCCAAUUGAUGAGUGGAUCGUCAAUGGCCAUAUUCUUAAAAAAUCUAAACGAAUUAUUCCAUCCAUUGAUGAAUGUUCAGCCGUCUUAAUAAUCAGAGAUGUACAAGAGAAAGAUUGUGGUGAUUAUACUCUAAAAUUAACUAAUCCACAUGGAGAGGAUAGUAUAGAAAUCAACGUCAUUGUUGUGCAGGUACCUGGUGCACCAGGAAUUCCGGAACCUCUUGAAAUAACCGAUGACAGCAUUACUCUUCAUUGGAAGAAACCAGAUACAGAUGGACACUCCUCGAUCAUAGAAUACAUUUUAGAAUAUCGAGAAAAAACAGAAACUUUAUGGAGCAGAAUUACGGAGACAAUAAUUGAAACUACAUAUAAAUUAAUCAACUUAAUCACCGACAAGGAAUAUACCUUCCGUGCAACAGCUGUUAACGAAGCUGGACCAGGGGAAGCAUCACUAAAUACACCAUAUCUAAGAAUUUCCAAGUUAUCAGCGUCUGAGCCACCGACUGUUCUUGAAGCACUUAAAAGUAUCGUCAUUGGAUUAGAAGAGACCAUCACACUUUCUUGCGUAAUUGGUGGUAUACCGACACCUCGUAUUACAUGGUUAAAAGAUGGCAAGGCUUUCGAAGAUAGUGAUAUUACAUAUGAAAAUCAUUUAGCUAAAUAUACUAUUCGAAAAACUACUGAAACAUCUUCAGCCACAUUUACGGUUAAAGCUCAAAAUGAUGCAGGAAUGGCAGAAACAUCAUGUCAAUUAAAAAUUCAAGAAUCUCCAAAGAUCACUUGCGACGAAAAUUUAAGAAAGCAGAGACUAACAGUGGGCGAUAAAUGGAAAGCCGAAAUUCAUUUCAGUGGUUUCCCAAAACCGGAAGUAAUAUGGAUGAUAAAUAACAAAACAAUAAUUGAUAAGCGCAUUUCCAUUGAGACUAAGGAAACUAUAUCUAUUAUUAUGAUUUCUUCACUUGUUAGAAAUGAUACAGCUAUCUAUACAGUGAAAGCAUCGAACGAAGCCGGUAGCUCAUCGAUGGAAUGUCAUCUUCGUGUUAUAGAUAAACCAAGCAAACCUCAGGGACCAGUUAUCGCAAAAGAAAUUAGACAAGAUCGCGUCACCAUAGAAUGGCGACCGCCAAUCGAUGAUGGUGGUGUUGAACUGGAAAGAUAUACCAUCGAGAAAUGCGACAUGAAUAAGAAAGUUUGGACAAAAGUAGGUGAUGUUGACAAAGAAGUUGAGAAUUUCUGUGUGCAGAAAUUACAGCAAGAUGUCGACUACCUAUUCAGAAUAGUUGCUAGAAACUCAGUUGGAUCCUCAGAUCCUUUGGAAUCCGAAUCAAUUCGAACAAGAACUUCAUUCGAAACACCGGGCCCACCGAGAGGACCACUCGAAGUUUUUGGAAUGACGAAAACAUCAUUCACAUUAAAAUGGGAACCACCAAAGAAUGAUGGCGGGUCUCCUAUUAUAGAAUACAUUAUUGAAAUGAAGGAGACAUCUAAGAAAACUUGGCAAAAAAUUGCGAGUACAAAGGGGGAAGUUACUAAUGUUACUGUAUCCGAUUUAAAACCGGAUACAUCGUACAAUUUCCGAAUAAUAGCUAAAAAUAACGUUGGUGCUGGUCCUCCGUAUACAGCAGAAGAAGUGAUUACAACCGGUAAACAACCGAAAUUAAUAAAGCUUACAGAAAACAGCAUAUACGCGCUACUAGGCAUAUUUCCAUCAACCAAAACUAUCGCUAUUAAGACACCACCUUCGUGCCCGCUAAACGUCCGAGCAACAAAUGUCACUAGCAAAAGUGUCACUCUUAGUUGGUCACCACCAACUACAACAGGAGGAUCGGAAUUGACAGGUUAUAUAAUCGAGAAGAGACCAUUAAUCGGAAAAGGCGCCAGGUGGUCGAAAGUUGUCACUUUGGAUGCUACAAUACACCAAUAUUGUAUAGAGAACCUAAAAGAAAGCGAAUUCCUCUUUAGAAUUUUUGCUGAAAAUAGUUUAGGUCUUAGCAUACCUACUAAUUCCGAGCCGAUCACACUAAAAACUCAUGCUAAUGUUCCAUCAUCACCUACUGCUCCGUUAGAGAUGAGACAGAUUGCAGCGAAUACAAUGGUAAUCGAAUGGGGUAGACCCGAAUCAGACGGCGGUGCAUCUCUCGAGGGUUAUAAAAUUGCUAUUAGAGACGCGAAGAAAACUAUGUGGAUGGAAGUGGGAAGAGUUAGCGCGGAUAUACAAAAAUUGAACAUUAGAGAUCUGCAAGAGAAUCACGAAUAUCUCGUAAGGAUCUUCGCACGAAAUGAGAUCGGAUUUAGCGAUCAUUUGGAAUCGGAAGAACCUUUUAAGAUCGUACCGACAUCAGAACUGUCGUGCGUGGAACCAAUUGCAGAGGCUAUGGACAAAGGUGAGACCGCAUCUAUCAGCUUUAGCACGGAAAACACAAGUUCAUGGUUGAGAGAACAUAAUAUGGAUGCCGAUAUACAUUCAUACGCGAGAGCAAGAUUACUUAGGAAAGAUGAGUACUUUUUCCGUAUUUGGCACUAUGCUAAAAAGUUGUUUGAAUAAGCAUUUGUUAUACACGUGUAACUUUGAACAUUUCUAUUAUUAUUGUAGAGUGUCGGAUAUAAUUGAUUUUUUCCGCAAUUGCAAUUUUAUUUUUUCAUCGAACACUGUAUUAUGUAUCUACAUUAUAUCAAUGUAUUUAAUUAAUGUGCAUGAGUCUAACUUUUGAAAUAAUGUAUCGGCGAUAGAGGCAUCAAUUGUUCCUUUCUAAAAUCGAUUUGCAUAUAAUGAUUAUACGUAUAUGUCAAAACCAAUAUUACCAAUUUACGUAAGACUGGAUGGUGUUUACCGAUGA